GAAGCAAGCUGGGUAGAGCGAGAGGGGCGCCAGAGCCGAGGGGGCCCGCCGCCAGGACGCGCCGCCCACCGGUAAGGGAAGCACGUCGGGGAUGGCUCGGCGCGGCCGCUUCGGAGGGGGGCGAGCGCGCCAAGUUUCCCCGCGGGCUCGACGGGGCAGCGAGCCGCCUCUGGGCUCCUCUCGCGCAAGUUUGGGGGCUUGGCGGUGGUCCUGCAGCCGGCUGGACGACGAGAGCUGCGCCGCUCAGUCGCGCCUGCUUGUGCCCGGCCGGCUCACCGGGGACGCGGUGGCUUUGGCCAGCAGGCCGGUCAGGGUGCCUGCGUUGCGCGCUCUCGGGGUUGGAGCGACGGGCGAGCUAGUUUGGGAACUGAACUUCAGCGUUCUCAGCGCCGAGCGCGUUGUCGAGAUCGGAUCUGGGAUGGGGGUCCCUUCGCUCUCGCUUCAAGGGAAACUGGAGCGCCGGCAGUCAGAAGAAUGAAACGGGGUCUGCUAAGCCAGGCUCCGCUUGUACGGGACGGCGAUCGGAGUUCGCGGCGGCUCCGAUGCCGUCUGGGCAGGUCUGACGUGCACUCCAUUUUGGCUGGGCUUUGGCAGUGCGCACGUUUGAAGACAACUGGUGUUCUUGAGAGGGGUGUGUGUGUGUGUGUGUGUGUGAGAGAGAGAGAGAGUGAUUUAAAGCUUUAAGAACACGGUGGAAAGCAAAACUCCGAGUGCAAAACUAAAUGGCACCGGCCACUAACAAGAAAUCCAGGAAAUGUAACAACCUCAAAUGCUCCUAAUUCUCCUCGGUCAGCCCUACUGUUAAUUCAGCAGUCUUCCAUGCGUAGAAUAGGAAAGCACAGUAUGGGCGGGGUAUCUGCAAGAGGCAGUGAAUCUUGGAGGUCUUCAUACCUUCCCCAACAAUGCUUGCGGGGGGAUUUGUUGAGUUCUGGUCCUUAGCAUGCGAAACCAGCACCUUGCUCUCCGCAGAGGUCGAUCUCGGCCCGCAUAGAACAUAGGAAAGAACAUUUCUGCCCCACUUGUGUCCUGCCAGUCCCAGAUUCCGUUGCUGACUUGCAACCUCACCCUCGUGCGAUGGAGCUCCCUAGCUGGCUCGCAGAAGCAAUGGACAAGCUCAGGAAGGGUAGGAUGGAGGCUGUUGGCAUCAACCACAGAAUGGAGAGCACCUCCUGGGUCCCAUAAGGGUACAGAGGAGAAGUGUUUACCUACAAAGGGAGUUGCCUUGCCUCACCCCUGAUUAUUAUUAUUAUUUAUUUUGGGGGGGGUGUUGGAUCAAGGUAAUUUCUUCUGCAGUGAGAGUGGCAUUUUUUUGCAUCACUUUAAAGAUAACCCUGAUGUCACAGUAGGUGUCAGAGAAGCAGGCUGCUGCUGAGGGCUGUAGCACAGCCACAUGGAGGGCACCCCUACCUGGGGCCUCCCCGUUUCCCCUGUUGCUACUUUCUCUCAGGACCACCCAACCUGCAGGUUAAGACACCUGCUUCACUGGAUGCUGUUGCAGAGCCAACCCUACUAUUAGGCAGAGGGAGGCGGCUGCCUCAGGCAGCUGAUUGUGGGUGUUUUUGAAAGGGUAGCAGAUUCGUAAUUAGGCGUGUUGUUGCAUUUGUAGUUCCAGGGAGGGGAAGAAGCAGCGCGUGCUGGAUUUUCUGCCUCUGAUGUCGAAACAGCUUGACUUGUGUGGAGUGUGUCACUUGUGAUCUGCCCAGGUGGCAAAAUGUCUUGGGCUGGCCUUGGAAGCAUAAACCAAAAUAAUUUUGUUUCUCAAAUUACACUCAAGGCAUCUUGUUACUUUCUAGAAAUGCUUUCCCCCUUUAUCCUAUUAUACAGUUUAAGUCACCUGUUUACAUGUAGGCCUGUUUUGGGUCUGGGAGCAUCUAAUCCUACAGUACAGGUGAGCUGCUGGACCACCCAUGCUUGAGUGGGAGACCCCCAUGAGCCUCAUGGAAAGCCACUCUCAAGGAAGAGCAGGACAUAAGUAAGAUGAUGAUAACAUAGGCCAACUCAUGAAAAUGCUGUGGCUUGUGUGCGGUCUAGUGGAGUGCUGGUCUCCUCACACCACUUUACAUUCCUUGGAAUGUGAGUUCUGAUGUGCACCAUCCAAAUUCAAAUUCCUUUGAAAGCAGUGCUGUGUUGAUAGACAUUCUGCACUGGGAUGUAUAUUUGAAGAUGCAUACUGUUACUACUCUAACAGUAGAGGAAAGUUGGAUUCAGAGAAUGUCUGCUUAAAGCUGCGUAUUUUCCAAGACUUAUCUCCUUUCUCUCUCCCUCCUUCCAUCAAUCGUUUAAGCUGUAUGGGAGCAGUCCUCCUUGCAACUUAAAACACUGUCCAUUGUCUGGUGACCUCUUCUCUUGACUAGCAGAAACUGCUGGUCAAGAGGACCUCAAGAGGGCCAUACUGGCCAAGACUAAGUGCCCAGUUAGCCUCAGCGAGCACAAUUUCCCUGCAGCAUUUCAAUUGCAUUCCCUCUCUUUUCCCUGCCUAAUUUUGUAGAUGCAUGAGAACACCUGGCUUAGCAAAGCAAUUGGUACAAGUGGCAGGUGCUCUAGGGCUUGUCAAAAGUUCACUGCUGCUCAGAAUUGACAGCAGCUUGUGGCUGCAGUGAGCUGGGCACAGAAUGAUACCCUGAUCUGUGCUUAAGGGCCACAGGUCUUUUCCUGUGUGAUUUCAGGAAUUGCGAGUCCAAUUCUGUGUGCACUUGUAUCUGUAUAAAUGCAGAACAUGUUUUAGUUUUUCUUUUCUUUUUAAUUCAUGGGCAGUAGCAGAUGAGCCUAUGUUGAACUCCACAUUUCCUUCCAUAAUAAAUAAAUAAUGCUGACACCUUUCCUUGAUAGGAGGGUGACAUCAUGGGGUAGAGACAUUGCUACUACUUUUUCCUGGAGAAAAUAUGAUGUUUGGAAGACUGCUGUAAAUUCAACUCUUUGGCCUUGCAGGUAGCAGCUGAGCCCUGAUGCCAUCUUACUCAAAAUUGUGGCUGUCUCAAAUCAGGUAGUCUUGCUGAAAUGAGUGGCUUGUGACCAUCAGAGUAUCUACAAAAUUCAGAAAUCUUGAGUCAUCUCCUCCUUUUGGCCACUAAUCUGUUACACAAAUAGAAGAGCAAAUCUUCUUUACAAUUGUUUAAAAUUAUACAUGGUCUCAAGCAUGCUGAAACCAGGAUGCUAUGAGGUCACCAGCUGCCCUCAACCAGAUGAUAAAUAUAUUCAGCUGCCAAAGACUGAACCAUCACAAAAUUGACUGAGGGCAACUUCAUGGCCAGAUUCCAAAGAAAAGUGCUUGCCCCAAAAUGGCUUAGCUGGUGGUUGAACCAUAACACUCUCAAGCUCCUUUAUCACAUAGUGAUGGGAGCAAUGGAUCUGUAAGAUGAAACACAGAAAAUGGUGGUGGUGAUUUGUUAGCAUCCUCUGCUCAAGGUUUUUUAAAAUGAAAUCACCUGCAGCUUAAGGAGGAUACAAUUGAGAACCAGGAGCUCACUAAAUUUUGUAGUGUACAAAAUUGAGAAACUGAUUAUUUUUCAUAGCGACAAUACCAUUUAAGGUGCCUGACGCUCCCACUUUUACCACAAAAGUGUGCUUCUGUAGGUGGUAUCCAAUUCCUUCAUCUCACCACUGCACAGAUUUCUGCUUGCACAGUGGGUUCCCCUCCAUCUCCUCCCCUGUGUGCCCUGUACCCUCUCUAAAUCUGCUCUGGAGAUUUCGGAGAACCAACUGAACAGAUGUAGGGGGUGGGUGGAGGGAGGAGGGAAGAAAGUCUUGUGACCCAAGUGAAAAUCCUUGCCUUGACAGGACAGUUAUUUACUGCUGCAACUGGAUACUGUAUAAGCCUAUAUUUCUUUGUGGUUGUUUUCUAUAUACAGUGGUACCUCAGAUUAAGUACUUAAUUCAUUCCGGAGGUCUGUUCUUAACCUGAAACUGUUCUUAACCUGAAGCACCAUUUUAGCUAAUGGGGCCUCCUGCUGCUGCUGCACCGCCGGAGCACGAUUUCUGUUCUCAUCCUGAAGCAAAGUUCUUAACCCGUGGUAAAAUUCUGUAACCUGAAGCCUAUGUAACCUGAAGCGUAUGUAACCCGAGGUACCACUGUGUUCAUAUAUACUAUUGGAAUGUGGGCUAGAAAGAUGGAGAUGGAGCGACUGUGAAUGUAGCAAUGAGUAGGAUAGUUUCCAAUCCUGAGGAGUGGAAGGGCUUUGGGAACUGUGUUUGUUAAGCUGAAAACAGAACAAAAUGAGUGAGCACUCUAUAUUGCAACAUUUUGCUACAGUCCCACUUGUCUGUAACUAUUUUAAGGCAUGACAACUUACAGACACAAAUUUCCCUUACAUUGUUUGAUUUUUUUAAGGCCAGGGGAGUUGGAAACUAACACUGGGUUUCUAGUGCUGCUGUCAAUAUUUCCAGUAUUCCAUGAGUAGGAAGUGGUCCCAGUCCAUAGGCUCAACUCUCUGGCUCUCCCCUGGCUAAGGAUGCCAUGAGGCUAUUGUGGACAGAUGCUGAUGGCAAAGGAAACUGAGGGACGAUGAAGCAAAAGCAUAGCAUGUGCUGGGAGAUGUGAUGGUCUAAUUUCUGUAAGCCUGUCUACUCUUGUUUUUAUUAUGGAAUAUUCCUUGCAGAAUGGCCCUGGAGCAGGCUCUGCUUUCUAGGCUGGAUCUUUCCAGCAGAGAGACUCCCAGGUUCUCCACCGCUACCUGUAUUUUGUGGAACUUGCUGCCACAGAAUGGCACUGAGGUUUAGGAUUCAGCUGUGGGUCCAAGUGGUCAUCAGCUGGAUAACCAGUAUAGGAAAGCUCAUAUUUUAAAUAUAUGAGCAACCUUGCAUGUAGACAGCUGUGUGGAAAAUCUACUUUGUCCUGAGUGUGGACAUUAAGGAAAUAAUGGUGUGUUUGACGUAUCCCUAAUGGUUCAGAUUAGGGCUGCCAAACCCUGCCUCAUGGGUUCUGCAUAUGGGUGUAAUUUCACCUGCUGGAGUGGCUUGAGAGAAUACUCUAAACCUCUUGCUGACUAGAGCAGGCAUGGGCAAACUCGGCCUUCCAGGUGUUUUGGGACUACAGUUCCCAUCAUCCCUGAUCACUGGUCCUGUUAGCUAUGGAUGAUGGGAGUUGUAGUCUUAAAACAUCCGGAGGGCUGAGUUUGCCCAUGCCUGGACUAGAGGCUUUCCUCCCCCCCCGAAAACCCUGAAAUUGGCUCUCGGGGCCCCACCCCCUCUCAGAGGCCCCACCAACAUGUACUUCUGCUGGGCUGAAAUACGUCCCGUGAACUGUAUUAAUACCUCUUGCUUGCCUGAAAGGAGGAAGGAGAGGUGUGUAUGUAAGACCUCUGCCUUUUGCAUGGCUGAGAUGUAACCUACCGUACAAAAGCAAGGAUUACAUCCAUUGCUGUGUCCCAUUUUCAUGUCUGGACCCUUCCAUCCCUUGUAUUAGUGCCACAGAAAGUUAUCCACAAGGAAAUGUGGCCCCUACUUUUAAGGCAAUUUGUUGAAUGGCAUUGUAUGGUGGUUAUUGUUCAAAAACAUGUUAGUUGGUGUCUUAUUGCUGGCAGUUUUGAGGGCCAUUGAUGGGAAAGUGCACCAUUAAAUAGAAUAAAUGAAGAAAGCAUAAUGAGGAAAACAUUGAUGUUUCAAAGUGGAGAAUGGUGCAGAACUGGCACUUUUUUUACUUUUGUCCAAAUAAUGAUAUAACUAGCCUUGGCAUAAUUACCUUGGAGUCAUAGUCAGUGAUUCAUAUUUUGUAGGUUCCAUUAGAGAAGGUUUCCCCCUAAAUGUUACUGCUAGGUUUGGUAUAAAUCUAAUGUUGGCAUCAUGUUUUGUGGAGUAGUGUUAAAGCCCGUUAUAUGCCACUCAUCCAUUUAUGUAGAAGUCCUUCCAGUUGUUCAUCUGGAGUCUGUUUCUGCAAGGUGCCAGAAAUGACAGAAAUCAUACUUGGAGAUGUAGCUUGGAUUGCGAAGACCACAGAAUUUGAGAGCUGUUAGAUGAUCCCUAUUCCCUUCGCAGAGCUACAUUUCACAGAAUUCCCUGGGAAGAAUUGUAGCUCUGUGAGGGGACUAGGGGUCUCCUAACAACUCUCAGCACCCUUAACAAACUAUAGUCCCUAGGAUUGUUUGGUGGAAGCCAUGAAUGUUUAAAUAGCUUUAAAUGUGUAAUGUAGAUGGGCCUCACUUUCUCAAUAUUCUGUGCCACUGACACAUUAGUAUCUCCCACUAACACAUUCACAAACCUCAGGGUUACAUUGAGUCUGCUGGAACCUUUCUCUUGUGUGUGGGUGGUGCAGUUUUGGCUAUAUAAACACAAGCAUGAGGCGACUUGAACUGAAAUUAGAAGGAAUUGUGAUGAACAACAUAAGAUGUGAUACCUGGUUGCAGAGACCAUUUGUGUGGCCCAGCGAAGCUCUUAACAUAGGCUUGUUUGCAGCACACAGAACUGCACUUCCCUGAACCCUGAGCAUAAUUCAGUGUGAUAGGUAAAGGUAAAGGGACCCCUGACCGUUAGGUCCAGUCGUGGCCAACUCUGGGGUUGUGGCGCUCAUCUUGCUUUAUUGGUCGAGGGAGCCGGCAUACAGCUUCCGGGUCAUGUAGUCAGCAUGGCUAAGCCUCUUCUGGUGAACCAGAGCAGUGCACAGAAAUGCUGUUUACCUUCCCGCCGGAGCAGUACCUAUUUAUCUACUUGCACUUUGAUGUGCUUUCGAACUGCUAGGUUGGCAGGAGCAGGGACCGAGCAACAGGAGCCCACCCCGUCACGGGGAUUCAAACCGCGACCUUCUGAUUGGCAAGCUCUAGGCUCAGUCCCUCAUUUACAUCACGUACCGCCCAUCAAGUAGAGUCCUAUGCAGUCUGGUGGUAAGAGGAGGGUGUAUGUUUUACAGCAGCUUUUUUCCAUCAGUGGUGGAGGGAUGACUUGUUUUUAAUGUUCACUCUGGACCAUAUAACCUUUUAGAAAUGAAAUCAACACUUUAGUGCUGAGAUCAUAAUUUUCUUGACUCUUGGUGAUUAGCCCCUGCUAACUCACUGUAGCAAUUUAGUUCUCGCAGUUCGACGCUGUGACUCUUUUGAAAAAAGGACUGCAUUGAAAAAUUAAAUAAAAUGCUUUAAUGAUGGUGGCACAAUAGGGGCUGAGUGGACCAAGGCUGGAAAAUGGAAUUUUUUAUUAUUAUUAUUUUUAAAAGUGUGCUCUAUCGCUUAGUAAUUAUUAGCCUUUGCUGGAAUGGGGGCACUAGAUGUGGCUUCUCUUUUAUCUUGAUAAUAUAAUCUCAUCAGUGUCUGACAGCCUCGCUAGCAGCACCCCUGGGGUAUUAAAUGCUUGGGGGAUGAACACAUGAAAAUCAUAAAAGUAAGUUGGAAAGCUGUGAGGGAUAGUGAACCCUAGAAGGCAUUGUGCCUCUCUGUCUUUAAUAUUCCUGUCAGAAUCCCUUUUGGCAACUGAGCUGACAGGAGCCCGUAGUAUCUUAACUGGCAUUGUCACAAAACGCAUUGUCUGGCUUGCAAGUCAAGGCUCCAUGCCAGGCUUGCCUCAUUUGCUGAUUACAAUAGAGCAUUUUGGCAGUGGUCAUGCAGGCUUGGGGCUUUGAAGAUUUAGUGGGUGGGGGGAAGAGGGGGUGGGCCUGUCACUGCUCCUUCCUGUUUUGCUUUGGGCAAGGCAUCUAUUCCUAUCUGGUUUGUAGGGAGUGAAAGUUCCCCCAGCAGGGAUCAUGAGAAGCAUUAUGCACAGUUGUGUGUGGGAAGAAGGGAGGAGGUUUUUCCUUCCUUUUUUAUAUUUCUUCAAAAGGGAAUCUGUAACACAGGGGCCAAAGGUAUCAUGUUGAUAUUGUCUGAAGACACAAAUGGUUCGCUGAUAGGCCAAUUUUACUGUGUAGCUCAAGAAACGGGUCUCAGGCCGCAGAUCCUGGCUUACCUGUGGACAGUGACAAAUGGAUUCUGCAUAACUUGAGGCAUCUGUUACAGCCGGUGGUGCCAUAAUUCAAAAGAUGACAUCCUCACAGAAACAAGUAAUGCAAAUGGAGUGCAGCAGUAUCAUUAAUAAUAGGGCUGUAUCUUCCAAUGUACCUUGUAAAAGCUCCAUCACAGGUCUUUGCAUGGCUGUUUCCUAUGUCCACAAUUCCAAGUGGUGGGAGUUGUCUUUGAAUCUGUUGUGGAACAGAUCAGUGCCAGGAUGGACAGAUCUUGGGAGUCCUAAAUAUGCUUCUCCAAGCCUCCCAACAGAAAGAACAGGGUCUAAUAUUUUUGCCAUUGUUUCAUGGGGCCCAAAUCACAUGGGAAAUGUGUGCAGAAAUGUCAGCCAAUAUUCCCUCUGUAUGUCUGGGAUGCAGAGGACUGUCUUUGGAAAUAUAUUCAAUGUAAUGUAUAAUAAUAAUAGUCAUGUGUAUUUAUAUCCCGCCUUUCUCCCAGAACUGGGACAAACCGGGACUCUAGGCAGCUCACAAAAAUCAAAACAAACACAAAUAGAACUCAGAAAGCUAAAAGCAUAUAAAAAAUAAUAGUAAAAAAAUUUAAAGUAUAUAUGUGUCAAAUUCAGAUAUCCAAAACUCCCUUGCCAAACUAAUUAGUGAAAACUGGCUUUUAUGAUGUGUUCUGCUGCUUUUCUUUUUCUACAUUAUCUGCUCUGUAUUUAUUUGGAAAUUACAACCUUUGUGCUGCUCUUGUGUUUUGUAACUUAGAUUAUAUUUUGCUUGUAUAUUUGAUUUUAUGUUGAGGAAGAAUAACAAUAAAAUAAAAUGCUCAAAGCCAGCUGCAGGUAAAGCCAAGAGGACACAAGGCACAAAAACAUGCAGUAAUUGGUAGGAUAAGGGAAGUUGGGAGAUGAUUAUUUCCACUGAGUUUGAGAUUAGCCUAGGACCACUGUGCAAGCCUCCAGGACUUCUCUUGCACUUCACUUGCCUCAAACAGGUGCUCUGGUCAGCAAAUGUGAAAAUGGAACAAAGACCGUUGCAGUCAAGUUGAAACCCCCUUCUGAUCUAUCAGCUGAUUUCAGUUGAAGGUCUGCCUGGCCCUUCAUUACAGGAAAGUGGCGAUAAGGCUCCUCCUCCUCCUUCAUAUUAUUUUAAGUACUGCCUGUUGAUUAACUCAUUUUAAACACAUCUUGCACAGUCUUGCGACUGGAGCAAGAGGUCUUCCUUUAAGAAAGAAUCUCUUGCUCCUGCCACAUGGCUGUACUAGAUGAAUUUAAAAUCCCUGAGUCUGGUCACCAUGCUAGGUAAUGAGGCUCAACAUUCACUCAGAAUGGGGAGUGUCUUUAGCAUAUAUUAUUUUCCAUGUAUUUGGAAGGAAGGGGGUUAAGAUUAAGAGUGGAGGGUCAAAGAGUUGUGGCUGAUGAUGGUAAGAUGCUUUCAGGGUGCAGGACAGCAUGUGGCGUAAGCUGCCUCGUUGCUCUGUUCUUGCAACCUGGCUAUCCCUGUGAGAGAACUGAAUUGGCUGCUCUAUAUGCAGAUGCUGCUGCUCAAGUAAUUCAUUCAUGUGAUAAGCAUUUCUCUGACUUGCUCAAGGACAGAGGCUCACAUUUCAAUUGCCUGGAGGAUCUGCGAACAUCUGGCUGUUAUUGACUGACCUUCAGCAGAUGGAUGAGGCACCCAAGCAGGGAAAGGUUGGGAGUCCCUUAUGAACUGUCUGCUGUUGUACCUCUUGGGGCUCAGAAUAAGGAGGCAGGCUCCUUACUAGAGAUGCUUUGAAAAGUGUGCCAUAUAUAUAAUUUUCUGGCUACAUUCUGGUAUGAGGGGAAGAGAAGAAAUCAACAUCUAGGCAGGUCCACUUCUCUUCUGUCUGAUAGCAGAGGACUCUGAUUGCAACAGCCACAAUGCCAUGCUAUAAGAACAUAUACAGUAGUUUCUGUGCCCCUUCUGCUGCUCAGCAACAAUAAAUGGCAUAUUCAUGUAUUUUGUUUUGGAACUGGAAGAAGGGGAAAGUGAGUAGGAGUGGCACUAUUUCCCCCGUCCUGCUAUACAGGGCAAGAGAAGAGCCUUUGCCCAUCCUAUUUAAACCUGUGCCAGCUGUUUCUUUUCCAGAUGCUCUCAGUCUCUUUUCUCUUGGGCCAACUUGGUAUGUAGGCAGGAUACUGCAGUGUGCAAGAGGAUGUGGCUUUGUUCUGCCUUCAGCACCACUGGCUGCGGACAGCUGCCUGACUUCAAGUCCUAUUGUAGAAGCAGGAGUGCCCCUAGCUCAGGCAUGGCCAAACUUGGCCCUCCAGCUAUUUUGGGACUACAAUUCCCACCAUCCCUGACCACUGAUCCUGUUAGCUAGGGAUGAUGGGAGUUGUAGUCCCAAAACAGCUGGAGGGCCUAGCUGGUCUGAUGCAUUGUUACUACUUUUGCAUUUACCAUGUCAAGUUGUGAGGGUCUUUCCAAAUUAUUGUUUCCCCUUCCCAGUACUCUUACAAUUAUACUGGCUCUAAUGCUAAUUCAGGCCUAUUGUGGGUGGGAUAGGUGGUUAAUCCAGAGGUAGAGGAAGAGAUUCAGCAAGGGCAAGCAGACAUUAAAGAAACAUACCAUUUUCUUUUCAUGGAGAUAUAGGGAACAAGAUACACUUACGAGGUUGAGCACUCUUCUUCUUCUUUUACUUCUUCUAAAAAAGUGCUAGUGACUGUUUCUGUGCUUGAGUGCUAGUACCAUCUUCUUGCUCUUCCUUUCAGAGAAGGGAUGGGUGGACACCAUGUUUUAAGGAUCUACUUUUUCUUUUUAACCAGAUCCCUGAGUUUUACCAACCAUAGCCUAGUGCAAAACAGGGGUGGGCUAAGAAAUAAGAGAAUAGGGUGCCUCUGAGCACAUGCUCAGCUCAGAAAUUUUGCGAUCAGUUCCAGAACCAAGCCCAGAAGUCCCUUUCAUGGAAAUCCACUCCAUUUCUUUUUUUAAUGUUCUUUUUCAGCCACCUAAUUUUGGGGAUAAACUUUUUAGUUGUUGCUAUUGUUAGAUAAUUGGCAGCUGAUCUGCUGCAACUCACUCAGAGAUAUACUAGUAGAUCUCAAUCUACCUUCUGUCCAUCCCAGUUUUAGAGAAUGGGUCUCUUCCCCCUCCCCCCAAUACCUGAACUUGCUAUUAAUUUUUGAUACCCAUUCCUUGAUACUUUCACCAUCCCUCUCAAGCAGGGAUGCUGUUUUUUGGUUGUGGAGAACCCCCUUCACUCAGAGUAUAGUGUCUUCUUCCUGUGGCCUGCAGGCAUCCAGGAGCUCUGAUGGGAAGCUGAUAAAUCAGCUGUAACAUCCCUCUUAUAAUGCUGAACUGUGGACGACCUUGACAGAGAGAGGCAUCUGAUGGCAGGUUGGUAAGUGCAGCUGACAAGAUGUUUAAUCCUGCAGAAAUAGUGCUAUGGAGAAGAGGCUCUUGUGACACUUCGUUCCCCUGCCUUGGUGGAUAAAAUUGCUCGCAGAGGUCAGGAGGUGGUGCUUCAUGAAAAAGAAAACAACUGGGAUGCCUGAAAGUAGUUUGGCCACUUCCUCAUUACUCUCUCUAUCCUAAUUGCAUCUCAAUAGUGCUGAACACGGAAUGCACAAUGACUUCUUCACCCUUUUCACAAUGGUGUUUAUGUGUGAAAUAGAUUGUUACACAGACAGGCUUAGAUCCCUAUAUAUAUUUCACCCAGGCCUGUUUGUCACAGGAGAGAUUGGAGAUGCAUAUGGAGUAAAUGUUUUGCGAGGGGCUUCCUAGUGAGUGGGUCAAUUUCUUCCCAGCCACCCACAGGUCAAAGAAAGCGAAUAAUGAAUGCUCUGCCUCCCCAGAACUGACUUUUCAAUAAUGUCUUUUCCCUGCCGGGACAUCUUUUGUUCAUUACCUUUCUCUCUCAGAGAGAGCAAGAGUAGGGUGGGGAGAGAGAGAGAGAUCCUUGUUCUGUGAGUUUCUCUUGUUCUAAUUCUCUUUUUCUAAAUCUUUUCUAUUUCUACUUUUUCCAUCAAUGAUUCGGUGAUACUUGGGGGUGGGCGAGAGACUGAGCAAAGGAAAUAGGACAUGAGGAGAAAAAGGGAAUCUGACAGGAAUCCCACUGAAGUUAGAUACCAGUGUAUAUCUACUUUUUUGCUUUUUGCCUUCCACAGUCAUUGUCAGAUUUUUGGGGUUCAAACACUCCUGGAAUAUGCAUGCAUAUUUAUUUUAUAGACUUUUUCAAAGUUGGUCCUUGUACAACCAAAUCUCGUGUGUAUUUUUGGAGAGUGGGGUAAGAGUGGUAAGAGUAUCUGGGGAGGCAUUGGUUGAAGUUCCCAUGCAUCCACAAAAUCCACUGUGUCUUUGAGCCAAUCACAAUUGGGAUACCUGACAGGAUUCUUGUCAGGAUAAAGUAGGUUAUUAUUAUUAUUAUUAUUAUUAUUAUUAUUUCAUUUAUACACUGCCUAAUUGCCAAGGUGGUUUCAAAAUGGUUUGCAAGUGUAAAACCAAUUACAGAAACACACAUAAUUAAAAUGCAUAAUAAGACACUUUCAUCAAAACAUUAAAAUAAGCACCUGCAAUUAAAAUGUACAAUGAAACAAUCCCACUCAAACAGCACAACAAUCAGAAACCGUUUAAACAACCAUUAAAACAGGAGUUUCAAGUCAGAAGAUCAGGGGAAUGCUAACAGGUGUGUCUUCAAGAACUGACAGAAUGUCAAUAUCAAGGGGCCUUUUAUAUUUCAGUAGGGAGAGCAUUCCACAACACUGGUGUCACCAGUGAAAAGUCCUGCCUCUUUGUCAGCAAAAGCCAACAAUCAUCAGGUCAUGGCAAAAAGACGUGUUGGGUUUCAUUUGUUUAUCUUAAUACCCUUGAUGUGGGUUGAAGGGGAAGACACCCUACCUCUCUGGAAUAAAAGUGUGUGUGGGGGGGACCCGACACAACAGUUUCUGACUCUUCCAGCGCAUGCUUGGGGCCAAGUGUGGGUCAUGACUUCAGUUGAGUUCUCUGAAUUCAGAACUGCGGUAAUGGGGCUUAACAGUGGUUGACUGGAAAGGUGUGAGGGACCAUGGCGGCUGGAGUGUCAGACUUGGAUCAAGAAACCUGGGUUCAAAUGUGAGCUCUGCCAUAACACUGAUUGGGCUAGCCGCGUUAGGCAGUGAUAAUAAAGUAGCAGUCACCCCCAUGUAUGCCAUCCUCAGCUUCCCGUAACGUCAGGAUUGUUCUUUGAUGAAUAAGCAGCUGGAAGGAUUAUUAUUUAAGGGCAGCUAACCAAUGCAAAUGUGUUAAUAUCCUAUUUCACAUGCACUGGGGAUUAAAUCUGGCAUUGAAAAUCUAUUUGGGAGCCGAGUCCUGGUGAUUCAAUCAAGCCUGGAGGAAAAGCUGCGUGGGGAUUUCAAGUGACUUGACUGCAGCUUUCUUUGGACUUUGAUGAUCAGGGCCCGAAGCCCCUGCGGAAUUGCAAAUGGUUGGUACAAAAAAGCAGUGUAGUGGCUCUAGUUUGCUAUUCCAGACUGUCCCCAGCUUUGGGCUGCUUUGUCCCCAGCCUGGCUCCAGUCUUGCUACUCUCCAGUGUCACAGAUGAUUCUUUACAGCCAGGUAGCUCCCAAUUUAUGAGGGGAUUACGUUCUGAGGCACCGCGCAUUUCUGUGAAAUUGUGUGUAUUUGAAAACACUAUUGGAAAAGCCUGCAAACACCCUCUAAACUUCUGGAAACCCUUGAAAAACCCUUGAAAAAAACCCAGAAGCACAUACUAGAUGCCAAACUCUACUGCAAUUGCUUCGUCCAGACCUCCUUGCCCAAACUCCCAACUCUCCACAGGCCUCAAUAGUCAGUACAAAAGCGCCUGGGAUUGCUAAGUACUGUUUUCACACAUUUCCUACCCUUUCUGGACUCUUUUAGGGCUGUUUUUGCCAGUCACUUUCAGUUUUGGUACAAUGUGUGCGUAAAUUGGUUGUUGCCUGUAGAGAAAGAAGCACAGGCUUUGCUUUGAAAUGUAAUGGGCCCUUCCUGAGCGGUGGUCCCUCCCUGCUGCUUCCACCCAGGAAUCUCCCUGGCUCAGCUGCCUCACCUCUACAGCUCAAACCAAGUCUCUCUUUAAAAACAAAACAAAAAAGCAGAACUCUUUCAUGGUGCAUGUUUGCCCCAAGCCAGCCCCCCGCCUCAUCUCUAGAGCCCCACAUGCACAUCUAUAGGUGGACCUAGCAUGGGUUGCUCCCCAGUUUCAGAGAUUCUCUUGAAAAUGGGUUAUCUGAGGGGAAGCUCUUGCGAUAAGCAUUCAAGCUACAAUUCUUUUUAGCUUGUCAUUUGAACCUCCUGCAAAGAUUGCAGUCUCUGUACAUUGUAAAAAGAAGACCAGGAAUCCCCAGAGGCUGGGAUAAUAUGGAACAUGCCACACUGGAGUAAGGAAUGCAGAAAAGAACAUAAAGCGCUUUUUAAAAAGAAAACCAGAUCCCUUUGUCAUCAGUUAAAUACAUCAAGCAAGAGGGGCUGGUUUUCUCUUUUGCUUUUUUUUGGGGGGGGGGGUAUGUGACUUGCUUCAUUGUGUUAUCAUAUGCAACUAAGCUUCAGAAAUAUGGAGCCAAUAGAAUUUAAUAUGAGGUCUUCUUAACAUGAGGAAAUCCUCUAAAGUACAGAAUCUUUAUUGCAUUGGGGAAAGAGCUGUUUGAGCUAAAUAUGGGUUUUUAAUGCAUAUGUGGAGAAAACAAAACUUGGGGAUGGGCUAUAGCUCUGUUGUAGAGCAUGUUCUUUGCAUGCAGGAGGUCCCAGAUUCAAUGGCUGCCAUCUUCCAAGUAGGGCUAGAAAGGAAAACCUGCCUGAAACCCUGGAAAGCUGCUGCCAGUCAGCAUAGACAAUACAGUGGUACCUCGGGUUACAUAUGCUUCAGGUUACAUACACUUCAGGUUACAGACUCUGCUAACCCAAAAAUAGUGCUUCAGGUUAAGAACUUUGCUUCAGGAUAAGAACAGAAAUCAUGCUCUGGCGGCAUGGCAAAAGUGGGAGGCCCCAUUAGCUAAAGUGUUGCUUCAGGUUAAGAACAGUUUCAGGUUAAGAACAGACGUUCCGGAAUGAAUUAAGUACUUAACCCGAGGUACUACUGUAUACAGUACUGUUUACUCACUCUCCCACUGCUGGCGUUUGAAACUGAGAACACAUUAUCAUUGUUAUUAUUGAGUUUAAUAGAUAACAAAACAUUCUUAUAUAUGGUAUUUCUAAAAAGGAUUACAAAUAAAAAUCAGUUUGUUCGUAUACAAAACAUUUCACCACACAUUCUUACAUGAAUACGUAUGACUUCCCGCCACCCCCCCAAUGUAUUCACAUUUUCUAUUAUCCAGUUAUACAAAUAACUAUUGCUUUAUUCUAGUUAUAAUAUCUUGUAAUUUCUUACUACUUACAAAACCUUUUCCUUUGGUUUUAUAAUUCAUAUAUUCAGAAAUAAUUCAAAUGCUGUCAUAGACGCCACACCACUAUUGUAUUUCAUUAAAUAUUUCUUAAACGUGUCCCAUUUUUGAAUAAAAUUUUGAUUUAUAUUGCUUUUCAGCUUGUUUGCCAUUUGAGCCAUUUCGGUGAACUCUACCAACUUAUUUAGCCACUCUGUUUUUGUAGGAAUCCUCUCCCCCUUCCAGUUCUGUUCAGUUAGGAUUCUUGCAGCAGCAGUUGUAUACAAAAAAAAUUAUUUUAAGUUUCUUGCUAUCUCUCUAUUUACUGUUCCAAGUAUAAGAAGGCCUUAGGUUUUUUGGGAAAUGUUACUUUUAUAAUUUUUUUCAGUUCAUCAUAUAUAACAUUCCAAAACUCUUUUAUUUUUGGACAUGCCCACCACAUGUGGAACAUGUUUCCUUCAGAUACUCCACACUGCCAUCAUUUGUUCGAACUGUUUUUGUACAUCUUAGAUAACUUUGAUGGCGUCAGGUACCAUCUAAACUGCAUCUUCAUGAGAACAUGUUAGCUGCAAUCCAGAGCUAUCCUGUGGUUUCUUGAGAAAUACUCCUGUUGGAAACUCCGUUUCCCUUUGAACCAGUUUCCAUCCAAUUGGAAAACUUUAGCCACAUACUCACUUUGCAGUGGAAGCGGAGGUGUGUACAGUUGAGACAGCCAUUACACACAUGGAGAGGACAGGCCAUGUGCAUGGAACAGCUCUAUGGGUUGGAGUCUGAUGAGGUUGCAGAGGUGGAGAAACAAAUCAAGUAAUGUACAUCAAGGGAAGACAUCCCUGCCCCUUCUGUAAUGUGUACAGCAGCAUGGAAUUGUAACCUGAAAAUCAGCAGGGUGUAUGUGGAAGCCAUAAUGCUGCAUUUCAAGCCACUAAUGUAUACAGUGGUACCUCAGGUUAAGUACUUAAUUCAUUCCAGAGGUCCAUACUUAACCUGAAACUGUUCUUAACCUGAGGUACCACUUUAGCUAAUGGGGCCUCCUGCUGCUGCCGCGCCGCCGAAGCACGAUUUCUGUUCUCAUCCUGAAGCAAAGUUCUUAACCUGAAGCACAAUUUCUGGGUUAGCAGAGUCUGUAACCUGAAGCGUAUGUAACCUGAAGCGUAUGUAACCCGAGGUACCACUGUACAUACUCUCCCUCCCUCUCUCCUCUCCCUCCCCUUUCAACCAUAUUCUGCAAGGCAGCUCACAAUUUACUUUAUGAUAUAUUGUUUUUCAACAAAAACAUUUUUGUUAAAGCCAAAACAAACCAGCAAUGGCUACUGUCUUAAUCUCCUGAAAGGACAUCAUCACAAGCCUAGGCAAAAAAACCCCCAAACCUGUAUGUUUCUCGAGCCUGAAAGCCAUCAGAUUCUAUGCCAGUCCAAUAGAUAUGGGGAGGGAGUAAUUCUACACAUGUUGGACUGCAGAAUGAGGAUUUCACAGUUGCGGUUGUCUUCUUCCCGGGGCUGAACUGCACUGAGAAGCAUGUCCAGGUCCAUUCUUGCACUCUUUUUGCCAGCAAGUGAGUUUAAAGCUGGACUGGGGAGGAAUUCAGGAAGGUUUUUCAGCAUAAUGCUGUUAAAUAGCUUAAGUUGAGCUUGAUUUUAAAUGGAGAUUUUAUUACUGCUGGUUCACUAAACAGCCACUGGUUUGUUUGUUUUUUAAAGAAUGCGUUGUGUUAAACAGAUGCAUCUCCUCCCCUUUUGCUUUGCUUCGGGUGUUUUCCAGAGAAGGAGCUAAUGCCUUUUUAUGAAUAAAAAUAAAUGCCGAGAGAGUAUGAAUCUUAACCUUUAAGUGGAAAUGGGGUACUUUGUAGCAGGGAACGGAAAUUGGUUCUGUGAGUUUUGUUUGCUGCCAUAAUGCCUUUUGGCAGCAAGAGCUCUUGGCUGCUAAAGAUGGGCAAGCCUAAUCGGCCUAACAGUAUAAUAUCUUUUAUGAACACAAUGGUAUUGGGGUGGGUGGGAACUGGCCUUGCUACAGUAGAAAACUGUGAGGUUUAUUGCAUGUUUGACCUUUUCAGAACCAUGUUAAAAGUGUGCUUACUCACUUGAGUGUUUAGACAGCCGCCAGAGGCCCUGUUUCUUUCCCCCCGUUUCCCCCCCAAAAGUGGGGCAGACCUUGUUAGUGGUUAUGCCCCGGCAACUGCCUCCUUUUUUAAGGCUUUCCAGUGGAGAGGAAAGUUGCUAUUUCAGAAUUAUCAUCAUCAUCAUCAUUAUUAUUUCCUGCCCAUUUGGCUAGGUUUUCCCCAGCCACUCUGGGCAGCUUACAGUGCUUCUGUCAUCAAAUUUCCCAUUAUUUGCUGGUCAUAGUUUUUACGCUGCUAUGUGGGUGAGUUCUGUUCUUUGUUGUCAUGUUAAAUUUAUGUUUGUUUGUUUAUAUUUUUUAAGGAGAAAAUCUUACGACCUUCACAUUUUUAUUUAUGCUUCUCUUAUUUAACAAAAUUUAUACACUGCUUGGUGGUAAGAACCUCUUAAGUGGUUUACAAAAAUAUAAAAUAAAACAUUUUAAAAAUAAAAUAAAAAUAAAAACAGUUAAAGAAGGUAUCUAAAAAUCUUCAAAAGGUGAUAAAUGUCAAAAAAAGCUAAAAAUAAAUAAGCAUGUAACUUCUACAUGUCUGGAUAGGCGUGCCUAAACUAAAAUGUUUUUAGCAGGUGGUAAAAAGAGUAAAACGAAGGCACCUGCCUGAUGUCAAUAGACAGGGAGUUCCAAAGUGUAAAUGUUGCCACGCUAAGCAGUUUCUUACAAGUGUAGAAUGAAUGUUAUGUGGCGCCUGUAACAGUUCCAGUUCCACAGAUUGAAGCAGUCAAGUGGGCACACAUGAGUAAGGGGUUCCUGCAAGUAAUUGUGCUUGGGAUUUUCAAUUUGUUUUCCCCACUUUGAGCAUUUUCUAUAGAUAUAUGGGAGAAUUAUGCUUUUGGUAAAUGGAAAAGAGAGCCCCCAGCCCCCAGUGAGGCUGAUGCUGGAGAUUUAUUUUUUUAAAAAAACACCUAAAACAACUUCAUGAAAUUAAGGGGUAAUACUUCUUUUAUCUGCCAGUUUUCUCUCCUUCUGUAUGUGCUUAAAAAGGCGCCUCUGGCUUAGUGCAGAACAGAGUGUUCAGCCUCUGAGAAGAAAUAGGAAAAGUCCACAAAGAAUUCCACAUCUCAACCUUCGCCAUCAUCCUUCCCUCUGAUGUUUUGCAUAACAUGGAUUGGACAUCUAGCUGUUUUUCAUUUUGUAAGGAUUUGAAGACUUGUCACCCUCCAUCCUUAAACAUGCUCUUUCUGCCUUUACUCCCUGACAGGUCAUGGAAUGCAGUGCAUAUGAAGGUUUUGAUGAACACAGGAUAGUGCGAGCCAUCAGGUAGAUGACACUAAGGAAGUCCCAGUAGGUUGAGGCACAAGGACCUAGGGAAUGUAUGCAGAUUAUUGGUUUUUUUUAACCUGAGGGGGACAGCAGAAUCAGGCAAUCACCUAGUUUUCACAUCAUGGUAAACCAUAGCUAGUUGAUUAUUGUGAGUCUGCUGAUGUCACUGACUUUGCUUUGGGGUGUGUGGAAGGAACAUACCACAAUCCCUGGUUUGGCGUUCUUGUUGUUACCUUCAUUACCUGCCCUUCACCAGCACGGACUUUAGUGCGAAUUUCUCCAAAUAAACAUUUUUUUGUAUGCAGUUUAGCCUAAUAUACAGUUUCCCCACGCCAUUUCCCCAAAUAUAAUGCAUUUUUCUUUGUUGUUUUCACUAAUGCAUACUUUACUGUGCAGUGUUUUUGUAUACCUUACUUGGCUGGACAGCUGCACUGCAAAAUUUGGGAAAGUGUGACUUUCGAAGAGUGGCUGUGUUUCAGUUUGCCUGUUGUUUCAAAAAGUGUGACUUCUGUAGGUUUGCCUUUAAAUGCAGACUGAACCUCAUUUCUUGCCCAGCCUUUCUUGAGAAGCCCGGGCUUGUGUUGUGUUAUCUUAUCUGAGGCAUAUGGCUUGUUGCCAUCUGAGCCAUUGGAGCAUUCCCUUGUCCCUCUGUCUGCCCUAGAAAUAACUCUCAGUGCCAUUCUCCAAGCUUGACUGCUUUUUAAAAAUAGCAUUUGUUAUCCCUCACUGGGGAUCUUCUUUCCCUUGGUGAACCUCAGGGCAAUCUUAUUUGAGAUGACCUUGGGGCAGGUAAAAAAAAAAUAUUUGGGUGAUUCGGAGGGAAUAAGCAGGGUGGUGUGGUUGACUUUCAUUGGGAUCCCCAAGAUUCCAGAGUCUGAGUUGCCUUUUCCUUGACACUUUCCAGAGUCACCUAGUAUGCAUUCCUCAUUCAUUAAUAUUUGCUGGGCAUGGUGUAUAUUCCCAUGCUUCCACAGUACUGUAAUAAAAUCAUCAUCUGGGAAGCAAGCAAGGUCUGUUCAGAGUGGCUCACAGUGUACAUUACAUUUACCACUGCAAAUUACCCACACCAUCACUUAGCUCUGCUUGAAUCAUUUAUUAAGUUAGGGUGCUCUGUAGCCUGGAUGUUGGAAAGGAUAAUGAACCCUCCAGUGGUGAGAGUGCCUGGGGGUGCAGUGUGGGAAAACUAUCCAGACCUUACAGGCUAAAUACAGAUCCCUUUGGGACAGGAUGCACUUUUUGCUUAAGGGUCUGUGUCACCCCGAUCUCAUUUCAUCUCUCUGCAGGCAUAAAGGGGUGUAAAUGACACUGACACUUGCUCUAAGCCUCUUUACACUGACAAUCCAAUGCAAAGCAGCCUUUGUGUAACCGAGAUCUCAUCGGCACUCUGUGUAUGUGUUUUUUCUUUCCAGAGGAUCAAUUAACCUGCAUUAGUUAAUGCAGUUUCGCCCUCCCUCCUCUUUUUCUGGCUUUUCCUUGGAGCCUUCUCCGCACAUCACAUAUUUAUGAUGCACCCACAAAUGUGGUAAUGCAAGCGCACACAGAUUAAUGAUGGGUGACCUACCCACCACACAGUUCAGAAUUGGCCUUGGCAAAAUGAGUGAUUUCCCUCGCCCCGAGAAAGUAAACAAAACCCCUUCAUUAUUUCUUGACCCUACUUCUGAAUUCCAAACUGCAUCGUGCUCCCUAUGACAUCGGGAGCACAACAGGACCAGACACCUCUCCAGCCUAAUCCUCCAGGUCUGAAUUCAGAAGAACCCAGGGUCAAUUUGUUAUUGAAUUGAGGCUGUUCAGACUUCAAGAGUUGGUUAUUCAGAACUUCCCAAGUUUGGAAUCUACUCUCAUCACUUAUAGAAAAACGUGCUGUAAGAAUCUGACAAAUGUAUGUUCAAGUUGGUUGUUAGUAUUCAUCUGUCUUGAGAGACAAUGGAGUGUGCCUCCGAGGGGGAAGCCAAACCACUGUGUUAGCAGCACCCAAGAUGUAGCACCACCAAAGUCUCCCCGGGACACAAGUCUGGGCAGUAUGUAUGGUGGUCCUGGGCUGACGAAACAACACAUCGCUGAUGUGUUAUGGUGGCAAGAAAGGCUGCAGGGCCACAUCUCUGUUCUAACCUAUUCACUGUGUGGAGGAUCCUCACAUAAUUUAGAGCCCUGAGCACUCAAGAGUUCCAGCUCCAUGGGAAUCCCCCACAUAUGGAGAAGAUACAGAUAUAUCUAGCUAGAUAGGUGUAGAUAUUGGGCUCAACACUGCAGUGGAAGAAUAAUAGGAGUAGAAGGAAUGUGGGGUCUUGGGGCCAAACACAUGGCCCCACAGCCCCAUUCACUUUGUUUGCCCUAUAUGCACAAGUAAAAAAGUAAGGUUAAGGACCCCUGGACGGUUAAGUCCAGUGAAAGGCAACAAUGGGAUGCAGCACUCAUCUCACUUUCAGGCUGAGGGAGCCGGUGUUUGUCCACAGACAGCUUUCUGGGUCAUGUGGCCAUCAUGACUAAACUGCGUCUGGUGCAAUGGGACACCAUGAUGAGAGCCAGAGUGCACAUAAAUGCUGUUUACUUUCCCGCAGCAGUGGUACCUAUUUAUCUACUCACACUGGUGUGCUUUCGAACUGCUAGGUUGGCAAGAGCUGGGACAAAGCAAUGGGAGUUCACCCCUUUGUGGGGAGUCGAACCGCCAACCUUCCACUCAGCAAGCCCAAGAGGCUCAGUGGUUUAGACCACAGCACCACUCGUGUCCCUUAGGUUGGUUGUUAACUGUUUUGGACAUCAGGCUUUUCCAUGAAUACAAACCCAGACAAUAUAGUUGCCCCAAGUGGGAUGCUGGCCAAGGCCCUCCAAGGAGUGUUAAUUUGGUAGUAAGUAAGGUUUGCUGCCAUGUAAUGUACAGUGGAAGAUGUCUCUCAAGUGAGUUCAAAAAGGCUCUGUUGGUUGCAGAGUCUUGGCAUGAGACUGUAUCCUUUGAUCAUCAUAGCCAUUUCUCCAGUAUGUGUUUUUUCUUCUUAAAGAAAAGGAUGAUUUGGCUCUUUUAUCAACCUUAAUCCAUUUAGGGCUGUCCAAUCCACCACACACUGUAAGUCAGCACAGCAGGGGGAGGAUGGUGUUUUUUAAUUUGGAUUUGAUAUCCCGCCUUUCACUCCCUUUAAGGAGUCUCAAGCGGCUAACAUCCUCCUUCCCCUUCCUCCCCCACAACAAACACUCUGUGAGGUGAGUGGGGCUGAGAGACUUCAGAGAAGUGUGACUGGCCCAAGGUCACCCAGCAGCUGCAUGUGGAGGAGCGGAGACGCGAACCCGGUUCCCCAGAUUAUGAGACUACCGCUCUUUUUGGCUGAUGUGGGCUUGCUUUCGGAAGGAAGCAAAUUAAUGGAGAUCCUCUCUUGCUCCUUCUGUGAGCAACACAUAGCAUGGCAGUUUCCCCAUGUGGAUAGGGUUCUGUCUUUCUUCGGCUGCAUCAUAUAAUGGUGUGUUAUGUACUACAAUCUACUUAGGAGAUGCAUAUUUUGCAGUGCAAGUACCAGGUGAUUUUGAGCGACUUUCAAACUAAACGGAAGUUUCACUGCAAAGAGAGAGGGACUGACCAAGGCAUGUGUGUGUUCAUUUAUUUUUCCUUCAUUUAGCUCUUUCACACAAUGCUAGCAUUUGAGCUUUAGCUCUGUAGUGUUUGUAACAUGAGCAGCACGGUUCCCAUGAUAUGUUUGCAAGGGGCAUUUCUGAGCAAUCGGAUGCAAUCUUUCAGUUCAUCCGAAGGUCACAGAGUGUUCAUAUUCAGUUGCCAUUUGCUCUUGGUCUCUUUGCACUGUGUUAUCAGACAGUUGUGUGAUUGGAGGCCUCCAUAUGGAGGUCUUCUCCAUUUGUGGGGGUGCUGUUGACAAUGAGGGUCCCGCAUAUUAUGACUCCACAUAACCUAGCCCUAUCGUCCCCUACUGACACUACUGUAUCUGUCUGUGAGGUUUAACUGGAGAUUGUGGGACACACUACUCCAUGUUCAGAGCCCACAGGUUCUCAGAGGGUCCAGGCUGUGCAGCUGCUCUUAUUGUGUUGAUAUGUGUAAGCUGUUGUAUAAUAACAGUUUUCAUGCACUUUCUAAACAGCUGCUUCACCACUUUGAUGCAUGACCAGAUUAGCCGCUCUUCUUGUUGUUUCAACAGACAUAUACCACACAGCAGGGUGUGAACAGUCCAGGCAUGAGAAAAUAAGCCUAGUUAAAAAAAAAAAAAGUUUUAAGAGCUAUAAUGGAGCAUUUUGUAUUUCUUAAUUUUCUUCUGCAUUUUUUUUAUAUAAGCAUUUUUUUAUAUAAGCAUUUAUAUAAACUUACAAACUCAUAUAAACUAACAUAUCUAUAUUUAAUAUAUGCACCCUAUAGAAACAUAUUAUUAUGCAUCCUAUAGAAACAUAUUAUUAUGAAAUAUAUUGUAUGUAUGUUUAUGUGUGUUAUAAACAUCUACCAUUUAGAAAAAGGGCAGCUUGCUGCAUCUAGUUUCUGUAGCUCUACUGUGGUGGCUUCCAGAUGGACUACAACUCCCAUCAGCUUGUAUUGGUUGGGGCUGCUGUGAAUUGUGGUCUGAAACAUCUGGAGGCAAUCACAUUGGAGAAGACAGUUAUAACAAAAUAAAGGGAGGGAAGGGGUCCUGGACCUUAAAAACACUUUGCACAGAAGAGUACCAUUCACAAGUACUGUAUUUUAUUAUACAGUGGUACCUCGGGUUACAUACGCUUCAGGUUACAUACGCUUCAGGUUACAGACUCCGCUAACCCAGAAAUAGUACCUUGGGUUAAGAACUUUGCUUCAGGAUGAGAACAGAAAUCGUGCUCCGGCGGCGCGGCAGCAGCAGAAGGCCCCAUUAGCUAAAGUGGUACCUCAGGUUAAGAACAGUUUCAGGUUAAGAACAGACCUCCGGAACGAAUUAAGUACUUAACCCGAGGUACCACUGUAUACAGUAUGUUAUUAAAAUUGUCAAAGAUUUCAAACACUCGAUUAAAAUGGCAAUAAAAAAUAAUGCAACAUUAUAAAUACAAAGGCUAAAAUGGAAGCAGCAGCCAUAAAACAGAACAAGCAUUAAAUACAGGAGCGCAUUAAAGUUACUCAUUCAAUGCCUGGACAAAUAAAUAAAUGAAAGUCUUCAUUCCAGGUACCAAAGUGAGCCGCUGGCAAGCUAACCUGCAUGGAGAGUUUUCCAAAGCUGCAGUGUCGCAACCAUCAGGCUCUCCACUUUCUGUGAAUGCCACUUUUGAAAGGACCUUGGAGACAGGGCUGCUGAUUGCAAACAAUCCAUAUAAUAACAUACCUUUCCCAUGAAGAGCUGUUUCCUGACCCACUGGUGCCAAGAUGUACCCACUUGAAAGUGCAAGGACCUUAGCAAUGGGCUUCCCUUGCUCCCUCACCACCGCCUUCCAUCUUUCUUUUGUCUAAGGUUCUGCACUUGAUCUUUGUGUGUGACUUUCAAUCAGUCAGAGCCCUAAUGGCCACAGCCUCGCAAUCUCUCUUAAUUUCAAGCAUAUUAGUACCGCACGCAAUCAGCCAAUCAUGCUAGUUGCCCCCUCAGCAGUGCUAAGAAUGUGAGAAGGGCAUGUAUAAUGAUAGGUACAGAGCAGAAAGCGCUCAGCUUGAUUGCCCUUUGGCCAGUGUUAAAUCAUUUCAAUGCAUGCAAACUGUGCGCUGCAAAGGACCAAAGCCAUGGUGCCAUGGAGUUGAGGGCACAUUUUUUAGUCUGGAGCUCUCAGUUGCUGUGAGCAGCACUGUUGAAAGGACAGUGAGUUAGGGCUACAAGUUUUCAAAUAAAGCAUUUCUAUAAAUAUCAUGCCUGAGACUAUAAAUUUCCAUCUGAACCAGGCAACAUUAGGUCAGGAGGUUUUAGUCUUUGCCAUGGGAUUUCUAGUACGUACGCCUAUACUCUGUGUGGCUCCUUCUUUUCCCCAGCUGGAAACUCUUAUGCACACUUCUCAUUUUUGGGUCAAUGGCUUGUAUACUUUAUGGGGCAGAGUGUGCAUAUAUGUGUAUCUACAUUAAGAGUCUGACUGUGAACCUCUGCUUGGUUCAGGUGUUCAGUGUUAGUGCUCAGUUAAAUAGAGCUCCUCCCCUUUUCCAGCUCCAAUCAGAAUUAGGCAGAAUAAGACCCUUCGUUAAGUCAGAACUCUGGCUUAGCUCAAUCAAGUUUAACACCCUCUUUAAAUUGGUUAAAAUUCAUGCAAGCACCCCUGCACUAUUUCAGGAUUAAGACAUACAGAAUAAUCAAAAUAACAAAUCCUGACCAGUAGAUUAAGUAAUAUUAAAUUAGCAAAUAGCUGAGGUCAAAUGUGUCUUUGGGAGCAAGGCACAUUUAUUUCUAUUCCUUUUGCCAGAGUUUGCCAAGAAGAACAAGCAAAUCAGCAGUGCAGAUUUGCAUCAGUGAGUUUGGAAAAAAAAACAUCGGAGCAAUCCUUUAAAUUACUUCCAGUGGCUGUGAUAUCUAAUACAAACAAUGGAGAUUUGAUCAUGUAGGCACUGCUGUUUUCAUACAUUUCAUGAAGAAGAGGAGCAGGUGAAGUUCAAAUGCACUCUCCGGAGAAUGAAAAUAUCUCACAGGGCAAGUCACUAUUGUGAUGCUUAAUUUCAUCCUAGGUGGGCUGGCUUAAAACUGUUUGUGGAGAGGCUACUGCCAGGUUAAAAGAUGCUACCUGAUAGAUCCCCUGGGUUGCCCUCCCACUCACUCCUGCUCAUCAUUCUUUCUCCGGUGUGGCAUCCUCAGCACAGGAUGCUCCAAGGAGCAGUUCACCUGAUUACCACCUCCCAUCACCUGCUUUGCUCCUCAUGGGGUUGCAGACACAGGGAAGUGCCCCAGCUGGGACAGAGCAUUGGUGGGUGGAUUAGCUAGCAGGCAGCUGCCUCCUUGCUUGCUGCCUGUCUCCUUGCUUAGUGGGGUUUGGCUGUGUUUUGUGCUGCUGUUGCCUGUAAGGGGAUGAGAUUCCUAGCUGGCUAGGCCCACCAUGAGUCCACUUCAGGGUACUGCGAAGCAACAGGCUAGCUGCCUGUUGCUUAAUUGAAAAUGGAACUGAGAGGAAGUGGGAAUGAGAAAUACGGUAGUUCAGAAAGACCCUGAGUUGAGCUGGGCAGCCUAUGAAGUGCCUCCGACUGAGGUAGGCUGUUUUCUGACAUACCAAAUCAAGGUCAGAAUUUAUGUAAAAAGUUGGGUCUCAGUAGGUGCUCCAUUAACUUUUUGUGGUUGAGUGGGCAAUGGAUCUGUGUUGGUCAUAGGAUUACCAUUGAAAAAGUACAUGAAAACCACUUGUUUCAACACGCAUGAAUUCACAAGAAUGCAUUUAGAAGUCAUCUUGUGUACACCUGGUUCCAUGCUGGAUUCUGCUGUUCCUUCUCUCCAACAUUCCUCCUCAUGAGAUUAUCAUUGCGUGAGAAGGGAGUGUGAGGCUCUGCUUCCUGGUUCCUUUCCUUCUGUUGUAAUUCUCAUAGCCCUCUAUGUGUUGGGAACUUUUUCUAUUCUAGGCUCCCCUUGUGAGUUCUGAAUAAGCUUGUAGCUAGAAUAAUAUAAAAUUGGGUCACUAAAAGGAUCCCAAAUGGCUGUGAGUCAACAUUUUCCUUAUUAGUUUGGAAAGUCAUGCAGGACCUUUUUAUACUACCACUUUGCAAGUGGAUCUCACCAUUGUCUGACUAGAAAAAUGCAAAGAAGGCUGUUUGAAUUGAACAUUAGUCUCUGUAAUGUCUGUGUCAGUGAUUCCCAUGCCAUAACAUGACUUGCAUGUUAUGAGACCUUACAAAAAAUUAUCUGAGAAUGGAAAAAAAUUGGAAGGGUUUGUGAUUGUGCUUGUACAACUGAGUGCCCACCUGUCAAGGUUUGACUCGGACGUAGGUCAGCAACAACAACAAAAAAUAUCACCCGAGGCCAGUUUUUAUUCAAGAAAACAAACCGCAGAGCUCCAGCUUAGUGGUCUCAGCAACUCUUCCUAAGAGGUCCUGCCCUGAGGAAGCAGUUGCAAGUACCCUUCUCUAUGACUCCUCCUUUUCAGGGUUUAACCCACACAGUCUCAAACUGUGUCUGUGCACAACUAACCUCUUUUCAUUUCUCUCUGUGUGCUUGGAGACCAAGGGGGAAGGGGAGCUGGUCGCAGCAGGAGGGGGAGGCUUCCUGGAUUCUUCAGCAAGCUCUUGACCCCCUCCUUUCCAGCCUCUGCUUCAGCCUCAGACUCUGAACUGCAUUUUAGCACAGACUCUUCUUGCUCACUAAACCCUGUCACCUGUUGCUGACACCUCUUCCUCGCAGCCUGCUCCUUCUCCCUCUAACCACUCAUCAUUGUCCCACCACCUCUACCCUGGUUCUGGGCCUUCCUUCCCAUGGGAGUUCCCUGGCUGGUGCCUCCCACCACUUCUCUGCAUCUAGCCAGUCCAUGGCAUCACCAUAAUAGCAUAGCUAUAAGACAGCAGAUGAUGCUGGGUAGGGAUAUAAGACGACAGCAAGUUCCAUUCCAAUCUGUAUUCAUCAUAAUCCACAUGGUUUCUGUUCUGCUGCAGUUCAGUUUCUGCCAAAUACUGUGUUAGCCAUCUCACAGUCCGCUAGUUAACAUAAGUUAUGCAAUUUAUGAAACUAUUCGUGUAACUUGCAUUCAUUUCAAUGUAAAGGAAAUGUCAAAAACAAUGUAUUCAAAGUAAUGAAUUAUGUAUCAUUUGCAUAUUUAAAACAACAUCAGUGCGAAUGAAUACAGAUUAUAUUGGCUGGACUGAGUUCCGUUCCUGACCACAGGUGAACAUACAACCUGCAGCCUUUCCACUUCCCUUUGCUGUUUUUGUCAGAAUCCUCCAGCAUCUCUACUGAGGGGAUGGUGCAGUUGGUCAUCAAGUAAACGGCAUCCAUUGAGACUCAUAGCUCUUCUCAUAUUAAGCAACAAGCCCUCUUGCUAAUGUGGCCCUAAUUUUGUCCCCAUGCUCCUCACAGAUGAAUUGAACAAGGGCAACACUGAGUCUGUGGGGGAUGAAACCAGCAGGCACUGCCAUACCCUGGGCUACAUCUAAGUAAGAAAGCAGGCAAGGAAGGGCUCUCUGAGGGUAGGUGGGGGUUGGUAGGGCAAUGCCUCAUCCACUGUCAUGGAUCGGCCCCCCACUACUGGCCUUGCUUAACAAAUACAACUCAGUAACAUGGUGCAUACACAAACUAUGCUCCCCCUUCUGUGCAUUCGCUACAGCCGUUUCAGAGUUUGGAAGGAGAUUAGUUCUCAUCCAAGAAGCCUUUCAGGCAGCCUCAUAGCAAAUACUGUACUGUGAUUCCUGAAGAACAAGCAAAUUAGAAUAGUGGGCCACAAUAAAACAAGAGUUUAAGAAUUGCUGUCAUAGAAUGACAGAUUAAAAUGCUUACAGAUAAAUCAUUAGAGAUCCAGUGUUAUGUUUUGACAAGGAACAGUUGUGAGCUGGCCCUGUGCCCAGGAAGGGCUCUCCAUCACCACAAACAACAUACACUCGCUCUCCAGCUCCCUGUUAAUAAAUUCUGAUUGGGCACUAAAGUUUUACAGCUUCUGUGGUUGUUCACUCUGGACCCCGUUAAAUCGCAGCAGGUGAUAUACAAGGCUGUGAAUUGUCGUUUCCCCCCCAUCCCUGGUAAAUUGAGACUGCACAGGCAAGAAGACUAUACUCUGCGACUGCUUGCUGUCCCUUAACAUUUCUACAUCCUCAUUCAUGGGACUGAAACUGCAUGGGUCGCGCUGACUGAUGAUCUCUGGUGGGCUAGGGACAAAGGUGAAAGCUGUUUUCUAUUGCUGCUGGAUCUCUCAGUGGCCUUUGAUACCAUUGACCAUGAAAUCCUUCUGGACCGCUUAGAGGAGCUGGGGGCACUGUUAUACAGUGGUUCCGCUCCUUCCUCCUGGGCCGUGCCCAGAAAAUGGUGUUGGAGGAUGAGUGUUCAGACCCCUGAGUGUUCAGACUUGUGGGGUGCCUCAGGGUUUCGUCCUCUCCCCCAUGCUUUUUAACAUCUAUAUAAAGCUACUGGGAGAGAUCAUCAGGGGGUUUGGGCUGGGUGUUCAUCAGUAUGCGGAUGAUACCCAGCUCUACCUCUCUUUUAAAUCUGAACCAGUGAAAGCGGUGGAUGUCCUGUGUGAGUGUCUGGAUGUGGUUGGAGGAUGGAUGGCAGCUAUAGGCUUGCUGUAGGAUCUGGCACUCUGGACAGCAGGCAAAAAAAGAAAGGAAACAAAAUGCAAGAACUUUAGGUGCUAGAAAUGCACUUUACAAUAAGUGCAACCUGUUUUGGGAAAAAUCACUUCUGCAAGGGCCCAUUUUUAACAACAUUUCUCACAUCCAAGGUAUAGAGCAGUUUGACUGUGAUCCCCAUAUAGAUGUAUUCCAGCUGGAGUUACAUGAAUGGACGCGCCCCUUUCACCUAUUGCCCGUUAGCUGCUGCUCUCAGCCAGUCAUUUUGUAGAGUCCAGAAAGAACUGGAAAAAGUUCCUAGCAGCAAGCUGCCUGGUGCAUCCUCUUCUCCCCAGUCUGCCUCACAGAACGUGACACAGUGCAAAUGUCCCAUUUAUCCUAUGAGUGGGCUACCCUGGCAAAAAUAGCUGCCACCACUGUCCUCAAGGGAAGAAGGGAAGAAUAAUACCUGACAGUCUUGCAGCUAAGGAGGACAGAAUGCUGGACUAGGCAGGUCUUUGGUUUCCUUCAGCAGCGAUCUUGUGCCCUUUUAACACUUUCCUGCCUUCCCAGAUUUCUGUUCAGGUGUUCUAUUCAACCCUUCAAAGAGAGGACUGUCCUCUGUAAAAUAAGCACCCAUGAUGUUAGCUGAAAUAUGAGGAGGGCAGGAGAGGGACUAAUAAUAAUAAUAAUAAUAAUAAUAAUAAUCCCACUGUUUCUGCAAAAAGGAUUAGCCUCUGUUUACAAGCUACUGUAUGUGUUAUUCUAGAGUUUUGUCUUGGGCAGUAUGAUUCACUGGUGCUUUUAGGCAGACGCUGUCCACUGUAAAUUUAAGUAGCUGUUUGUUUGUUUGUUUUCAUUUUUUAGAUGCCCUGAUGUUUGCCCUUCUUUGCAAAUACCGAGUCUAUAUGAGAUUGGCCAAUGCACAGACAAUAGCUGUGAAGCCCCAGUAGGAGGUAAGUAUCAUUAUUCAAAUACUUAUUUCUAUUAUUUCACAAGAAAGCCUGUUGUUAAAAGGCUGAAUGAAUCUUGGCAAAAUGGUGUGUUUUUUAAAGUGGCAGGAAUCUAUUUGGAACACACAGAUCUUCCUUUAUGCCACCAAUUCCCUUUUCCUGGGCUGAAUUUUGGACCAACUUAUUUUGGCACCAAAAAGAAGCUCAUUUUGCUCCGAAGUUAUUUGGACUAUAUUUGUACAACUACUUGUGAAAAGAGAAAAUACAAACAUAGUCGUUGUGUGCCAUGGACUACUGCAAUGCGCUCUAUGUGGGGCUACCUUUGAAGGUGACCUGGAAACUACAACUAAUCCAGAAUGUGGCAGCUAGACUGGUGACUGGGGGCGGCCGCCGAGACCACAUAACACCGGUCUUGAAAGACCUAUAUUGGCUCCCAGUACGUUUCCGAGCACAAUUCAAAGUGCUGGUGUUGACCUUUAAAGCCCUAAACGGCCUCGGCCCAGUAUACCUGAAGGAGCGUCUCCACCCCCAUCGUUCUGCCCGGACACUGAGGUCCAGCGCUGAGGGCCUUCUGGCAGUUCCCUCAUUGCGAGAAGCAAAGCUACAGGGAACCAGGCAGAGGGCCUUCUCCGUAGUGGUGCCCGCCCUGUGGAACGCCCUCCCAUCAGAUGUCAAAGAGAAAAACAACUACCUGACAUUCAGAAGACAUCUUAAGGCAGCCCUGUUCAGUGAAGUUUUUAAUGUGUGACAUUUUAGUGUAUUUUUGGUCUCUGUGGAAGCCGCCCAGAGUGGCUGGGGAAACCCAGCCAGAUGGGUGGGGUACAAAUAAUAAAUUAUUAUGAUUAUUAUUAUGGCUGUGUGAGGGCAUGGCCAUGUUCAGGCCUGGAUGCAGGCCCUGCCCCCAGCAUCUCUGGACAUACCUCUCCCUGUGUAUGUUGGCCUGACCUUCCCACUUUCAGAGGGAAAGGUCUUCCGGGACUUUAAUUUACAUUUGCUUGAAAGUAAAUCCUGGUUUAUCAGGAUCCCCAAUUGUGCCAUAUGCUCCACUCGUUUAGUUUUGAAAUGCUGAAAUAUGUUAAAAUAAAGCUUGUUUGUUCCAGAAACAGCAACUUGAUCUAGUCUGAGAUGCUGGGAUUUUUCUGACCUGUAGACAUGUGGAUCUUAAUGCAAUUUCUUUUUCCUUGGCAGAAUGAGUGAGAGGGACAUCCGAAGCUUGAGCAAAGGGGUAUUGGUGCUCUCUCUCUGCCUUAUAACGCUAUGGGGAAGGCUGACUCUAGCCUCAUCACACCACAGAAGCCAUUCAGGUAGGCCAAACAAUCUCUCUUGAAUCUGCCCUUGUUUUUUAUUGCAGCGCUUUGACUAAAGUGUGCGCGCAGGAUUAGACUUCUUGCAUCUCCAGACCUUCUGAGGACUUGCAAGAUGCUACCAACUGGACUUCUGAAGAAAGUUCAGUUUUUUAUGUUGAGAGGUUUAGAGCAGGAGUCACCCGUGUAUCCAGAGGUACCUCCUAUGGCACCUGCAAGAAGUCUCCAUAAAUACUCCUCAGAAAUCUGCAGUGCAGCAGAGAUUGUUUUCUCUUCCAGUUCAGUUGCUGUUUACACUGGUUUGGCUUCUCCUAUACACAGCAUCCAUUUUGUGACUGGUGCCCUUGGUACUUUCUCAGAAUUUCAAGUCUGUUCAAAAUUCCAGGUGUGAGGGGUGUACUCAGAUGUACUCUAGAGGCAGAACACCACCAUUAUUUUAGAAUUCUUUCUCAGAGCAUGCUCUCUCAAUGCUCUUAACAGCUGCAUAAAGCCAGCAGGUAUUUGACACUGGGCACAGAGGGAGGGGGAAGCCAGCCACUUACUGAACUCUGUAAAAAUGAACCUCAGACCCUCAUCCCUUCCUCCUCUCUGCAAAAGGCCAUUUUAAUGAUUGGAGAAGGUGGAAGAAACGACAUUACAUAGGUUCUUGCCUCAACACUGUCUCCUGCUGGGUGGAGUUCACAUGAGCACAUGAGGUUUGGCACCCGCCAAGUCUCAAAGAAGAGCCUGGCUGCAGGGUGAUUUCCUGGCUGCCCAAGCCAAGAAAGGCAUUGGCAAAUUGCGAGUGUACCUUAGGAAAAAAGAUGCACAAACUUCAGAACCCUUGAGUUUUUCCUCAACAUAAACCUCCUUUCUGAGACAGACUCAAGCCCCUUUCACAGCUAUAAUGUGCAUUGUGGAGAAUGGUGAGCAGCAUUGCAGCAGCAGGCUUAGUCCCUGAAUGACAGCCAUUCAUUGUAAUAUUUGAAAUGACUCCCACAUAUGUGAUUCUACACAUGGGCGGCUUUUCUCUGCUCGCUUGGUAGUCCUGUUUUUUCAGGGUUUCCAAAUGCAUGGACAGAGUUAUCUGUGUCUGCAGUUGUUCUCAUAGUAGUGUUUUCAGAAACUACAACGAAUGUGCAUGGGGUGGCUGGGUAGAACUUGCUGGAAUGCUGUAGCCACUCUCCCAUUUGUGCUUAUUGUACCUGAAAUAGCCUCUGAAAAUGACAUCAGGCAAAUGCAACUCCCAAGUGGACAUCUCUGUGACAGAGCUCAAUGUUCCAUGUGCAGAGAAGGGUCUUCUCCCUGCAAGAAGUGCAGUCACUUUGCUGCAAUAGGUAUCUGGUUGACCACUGUGAAAACAGGCUGGUGGAUGAGAUGAGUCUUUGGCAUGGUCUAGCGGGGCUCUUCUUAUGCUAUUAUUGUGUUUUAAAUGGAAUGCAAAACUCAACAAAAUCUGAUUCAGCUAAUGAUUUAUCAUGGAUGUGCAGGUGAUUCCUGCUUUGCUUCUCCCUUGCUGUCGGUGGGAACAAUAAACAUGACCUCUGGCUUAGCUUUAUGUUCAAACCAGGGUUGCUCCAAACAAACCAUGGUGUGUAGCCAAGGUGUGUUAUUGAGAGUUAAGAGUUUGAGCAAAAUAAACCACUAUUCCUGGUUCAGAUGUCAGGAUACUCCAGGUAUUGUGUAUUAUUGCUUGUGCUAGGUGAGGAGCAAAGCAGGAGUCAUCUCUGCUCUUGUGGUGUACCAUUAACUACUGUAUGGUUCACUCAGAUGUGUCAGCUGGGCAAUAACAAACUAUGGAGAACUUCUGCUCACUAAGGUAUAAAACUAUUGUCUGUCCCUCACCCCCCAAGCUUAGGGCUUUCAGCUGAAGCUUAGCCUUAUGAUAUUUACAUUUUGACCUGUUCAUUGUGUCCCGUGGGAAUACUGUAGCGACAUGCCUUUUUGCCAGAACAAGUACCUCAGAAAUCGAUGAAUGUUCCCAUGAUUCUUGUAUUUUAGUUUUUGGAUUUUAAAACUGAUUCUUAGGUUUUAAUUCUAAGGAACUGGAAGUGUUCUUUAGUUGGGUUAAUUCUUUAUUUGUGUUAGUCAUAGGGCUGACUCAAGUUGCAAAUCCCACAAAUUUUCUUAUCGUGGGUAGCCAUUUGGUCAUCGCUGGUAUUUUCCUCGGCUGUUGACUCAGUUUUGCAGCCUGUAAUUUCUGUUGCAUUUCUGGCCUGGUGCUGUAUAUGCAGGUGGCAGUUCUUGUCAAGAGUGCUUUCUGCCCGUUCCAACUUAUUUCAGCCUGCAGCCUGACUUGGAGAGAUUACCACCAUAUGUAUGUCUUUGCUGCAGCGAAGCUUGGUUAAGAUUAGAAGUCAUAUUAUGGCUUUAUUCCUUGAAACUUCAUCUGAUGGAGAAUGUGAGGAGCUUUGGUAUCUGGCACUUCCACAAACUGUACCUAGUUACAAGUUUAUUUUUCUGUCUAUUUGAAGGUACAGUUCUAAUGCUUAAAGCUGUAAACAGCUUUGAAUCAGACUCCCCCCCAAAUCACUAAACAAUCUACUCUCCUGGCCUUACUUGCCUUACUAUCGCUAGAUUUGGCCCCAAAUUCUACCCUUAAAUCUAAAGCAUUAAUUUCCUUCCUGUUCAGAGCAGCUAAACUAGUUAUUGCCCAACGAUGGAAGAAAGCCUCUAAUAUACCAAUAAAGGCUUGGAUUAAUAACACCUGGAGCAUUGCUUUAUUAGAAUGCCUCACAUACCAUUGGCAACUAAUCAAAGGCAUCUCCAAGAAAGAUACCUUUGGCAUGAUUUGGUCUCCUUUUUUCUCUUUUAUUGAAAAAGAACAGGAUAUUUUAAUGUCACCAUCAUCACAGAGGUGCUGUGGAGGGGAUAUAUUAAUUUAAAAUGUCCAGUAAACCAGAUUGAUAGUAUUUGGUGAGCCAACAUGACAGUGACAUGGGACUGAGGAAUGGAGUGAUCAUUCUGUGAUAUUAUGGUGAUAUUAUGGCAGUGGAUGAAGCUGUGUUGUAACUUUUGAAUAAAUGUGUUUUAAUAAAGAGGGGGAGAGAGAGCUUUUCCUGGAGUCUUUAAAGCAGUGGCAUAGGCAAUUCGUGGGACGCAGGUGGCGCUGUGGUCUAAACCACUGAGCCUCUUGGGUUUGCCGAUCAGAAGGUUGGCUGUUCGAAUCCCCGCGACGGGGUGAGCUCCCGUUGUUCGGUCUCAGCUCCUGCCAACCUAGCAGUUCAAAAGCACAUCAAAGUGCAAGUAGAUAAAUAGGUACCAUUCCGGCAGGAAGGUAAAUGGCGUUUCUGUGUGCUUCUCUGGUUUCGCCAGAAGUGGCUUAGUCAUACUAGCCACAUGACCCGGAAAAACGGUCUGCGGACAAACGCCGGCUCCCUCAGCCUGUAAAGCAAGAUGAGCGCCGCAACCCCAGAGUCAUCUGCAACUGGACAUAACUGUCAGGGGUCCCUUUGCCAAUUUUUAUUGGCAAUUCAGGCAUGUUUUAUAGGCGCUGCUAUGCAAUUAUGCCAAAUAAGGCAAAGGGGUCCCUUGAUGUUCUUUCAGACUGGGACCUGCAUACAAAGAACAACAAGAAUAAUGUCUUGAAAUGUAUUCAGCCUUAAAAAGCAGCGGUACAAUGUGUGUGCUUUUGCUGUUAGGAAUAUGCAUCUAGGAAUAUGAAUCUAUACCUGACCUACUUGCUUCUGUCAUUGUCAGCAUGGGUCAUUCCCAAGUAUGCCGUUGGGUGGAGGAUGAGCUUCUGCUACACACAGAGUCAUCUAAACAUGGCAAUGUAGAAUUUAGAUUUUUCAGAGGUGGGCAGUCGUGAACAUAGUUAGCACACAACGGCAUUAAUGUGUCGUGCAUGCCAAAAACCUGUCCCACUGUUUUCUGCUGUAUCUGAACCGAGAGCUAUGGAGCUGCAGGCAGUUGGAGUUCAGGAUAUGAGGACUUCAAAGGAUUUCUGCCUGAGACUUGCUUCCCUAAUUGCUCCAUGCUACAGGGAGCAAUUAAAAGUGAGUAGCUGCCCUGGUGCUCUUCCUAUUCACAGGCUUGGGGGAGCCUCUUUAGUUUACCGCAGGUGCCUAAAUCCCAUUUCUGCUGUCUAGCAUGUGUCUCGAAGUGUGGUUGGAAUUUAGAGAAAGAGAGAUGCAUAAUAAACACCUGUCUGCGGGGAAUAAAGGCAAAUGAUGCUCCCGUCUCAGAGGUAUGCUUGCAUUGUAGCCAUCCAAUUUGCAAAAAAACAACAACAAAACAUUUCUGUUUUCCACAUCAUUUAAAAGAGAAGUUCUUUCUUUCGAUGGGGAAAGCUGGUGGAACUUGGGCAAAUUAAUCUCCUGAUUUGGAUCUCAAUUCCAUCCAUGUCUGUGGCGUACUUGCAUCUCACACUGCAGUAAUGCCUCUACAGUUUGUGUUUCUGCCCUUGGUUUCUGCCCAGCAUGGUCUGGCAUUAAGGCAAUCAAGCUUGGUGACCCUUCCCUGCGUUUUGGCAUAGGAACUGUGUUCUAAACUUGCUUCUGUGCAUAAUAAAGUGGGAGGGCCAUGUGCACAUAGCGAGCUCUGUGAAAGGCACACAGAUUAUUUCCAAGAUCAUAGAAUUGUUGAGUUGGAAGGAAUCCUUAGGGUCAUCUAGUCCAGCCUCCUGCAAUGCAGGAAUCUCAGCUAAAGUAUCCAUGACAGAUGACCAUCCAAGCUCUGCUUAAAAACCUCCAAGCCCACCACAUCUUCCAAGGGAGUCCAUUCCACUGUCAAACAGCUCAUACUGUCAGAAAGUUCUUUCUGAUGUUGAUUUGGAAUCUCCUUUUUUUAGCUUGAAUCCAUUGGUUCGGGUCCUGCCUUCUGGAGCAGGAGAAAACAAGCCUGCUCCAUCUUUCAUUUCCUUUAAAAGUUGCAAUACUCCUGGUUUUGCUCCACCCCGCUUAGGGCUAGAUUAAAGAGUCCAUACGUAGGAAUUACCGUAUUUUUCGCUCUAUAAGACGCACCAGACCACAAGACGCACCUAGUUUUUGGAGGAGAAAAACAAGAAAAAAAAAAUAUUCAGAAUCUCAGAAGCCAGAACAGCAAGAGGGAUCAUCCGCUGCACAGCGAAAGCAGCAAUCCCUCUUGCUGUUCUAGCUUCUGGGAUAGCUGCGCAGCCUGCAUUCGCUCCAUAAGACACACACACAUUUCCCCUUACUUUUUAGGAGGGAAAAAGUGAGUCUUAUAGAGCAAAAAAUACGGUACUUACAGAAGUACUCCCAUGUGUGGUGAUUAUUUAUUUAUUUAUGUGUGUAUCUAUGUAUUUAUUUAUCAAGUUCUCUGUACUACUUCUGUGGAAAAUGUGGUACAUAAUAAACCAAUAAUGCACUGCAUUCAGUUUUACAUAUGAGCACAGAAAAUUACUUUAGGCCUUCUCAGUCUGUAGAUUCUUCCCGUCUGCAUCCAGAAGCUGCUGAUUUUACCAUCUGUGGGACAUAUUUGGGCCACACAUUGAUGUUUUUCAAUUUAAUUUUAGCAAUGUAAAUUUGUGCAUCAAGUAUAUGAGGGAAGAUGCAGAAGAGUUAGACUGCAGCUGCAUUUGCUAAUGUAUGACCUUAUGUAGACCCCUGUUCCACUUCUGCCAUUCCCUGCUAUAGAUAAAACAAUUCUAAUCCUAUAAUCCCUGAUAUCACUGCUCACAACUAACCUAUAUCUCCCAGUGUGACUAUUCCAAACAAUCAAUGAGCAUUCGGCCCCUUUAUCAUCUUGCUAACCUGCAGCCAGGUACAUAUGAAGAUAAACGUAACAAUAAUAAUAUCAUAUUUGGAGAGAAUGCAGAACUUGCCUACAAUAGUUGCAGUUUCUGCAAGUGAUCUCAUGGGCGCGAUCCAUCAGGGGAUUCCUAGGAAGGAGAACAGUUGCUGUAAAUGAAGAUAGCCUCAGUUUUGGGAAGAUUUUGCAUAGGGGGAGCUGGCAUUCUGUGGAUAGGAAAGGCUUGCAGUAUUUAGAUAUUCAUCAUAUUUGCAUGUCACAGCAAGCCAUAAGACAUAGCUUACUGUGUGAUUUGCUUCCUGACGCUCCCUGCCCUUGCUAGAAGGAAAGAAACCAUGACUGCUGACUCAGAAUCAUAUCAGGAAAAAAGGGAUUGAGGUUUGGUUUGCUCUGUAGCUAAGGGUUGUUUUUUUUGGCUUAUUGAUUGCAGUUUGUUUGUAUUUUGAGCAAAGCCGUGAUCCCUGAUUUGGGCAAGGUACUGAGCUUUGUUUCCACCUUGUAUCAUCAUGACACUAGGUGACUUAACUUCAAAGGAAGCGCCAAAUGUUGGAGGGAUUAGCUCUGAAGGAGAAGUGGUCCUAGUAAGUAAUGGAUCUGAUCUUUUGCUACUCUGUACAGAUCUGGCCUCAAAACUCUGUGAACCACCCUGACAUCUUAUGAUGACUGGCAGUAUAUAAAUCUAAUAAGUAAAAUAAAAUCAGAAUUAAAAAUUAAUUUGGUGCCCAAUUCAGAAGGCAAACCCUUUUCAUGAGUCCCAUUGAGAUUUCUUUGCAGGGCUUUUCUGAAGCGGGAGGAGGAUUGGGAUGAGAAUGCAGAGCUUGGAUCUAGGGGAAGGGCCCUGUGGUUUGGGAGGUGCUGAUCUGGAUGCUAGGGAGAGGUUCGGUGAGUUGCCUGGAGACAGUCACAACUCAGUAUCAUCAGAUGCCCCAAAUGUCAUGGUAGAUCCUCCUGAUGUGAUUGUGCUUCCUGAAGCUAAAUUGGAUAGUGAGCUGGCUAUGCUGCCUCCUUCUCGAAGGAUGUUGUGAUGGCUGAGACCAUGCAAGUAGAUCCAACCUACUUGCAGGAGUGCCUGCUUGCUUGCCCAGUCCUGUGGCUCAGGACAACCACCACACAGAUGACUGCUCUUCCAAAGGGAAGCUCAUUUACACAUCAAAUGUUGGAACCAAAUCUUAACAUGCAUCUAGCUUGUUCUUUAGAGCUCUGCUAUGAACUUCUGAACCAUGUAACCCAGGCUUCCUCAAACUCAGCCCUCCAGAUGUUUUUAGACUACAGUUCCCACCAUCCAUGACCACUGGUCCUGCUAGCUAGGGAUUAUGGGAGUUGUAGGCCAAAAACAUCUGGAGGGCCGAGUUUGAGGAAGCCUGGUGUUACCUGUAGCCUGAUCUAUGUUUUGGCAUUGUAGUGAUUUUUGGAAUAAAGCAACAACUGAGCUGUGAGUCCAAGACAGGCAAAAACACCCAAGCAGGCUGCAAUGCAGGGCCAGGGAGGGGUGUGGCUUGAAGAAAGGAGGUGGAGCCUGGGGAGAAUUCCGAGCACCUGGUUAAUAAGCUGGGAGGGCUGCAUUUGGCCCUGGGCCUGAGAUUCUCCGCUCCUGCUGGUAAAUAGCUUGAUUGCUUUGUGAAUGUAUCCACUAGAUUUCCUGCUGUGGAACAGAGCACCUGUUAAAGAUCUGCCCACUCACACACUCCCCACUCCUCAUCAACAGUGAUGGAUUUUUAUUAAAGUAAGAAUGGUAUUAUGAUGAGGACUAAUGAUCACAAGCCAAAGCUGCUUGACUGCAUCCAUUUAGGCAACUUAGGCUGGAAAUUCAUUGCCUUGCUGAGCCUAAUGCCACCCCUAUUUCAUGUGGAAAUACCUUAAUCGCAUUGUUUGAUGUAUGCAUCUAUUUAAAUGCAGCUGCUUGUUGAAAGCAGCUCUGUGGUGCCUUCUCAUCGUGCGCUGCUUGGGCCUGACUGAUUGGAUUCAGUUUCAGAAAACCGAUUUUAGAAAAAUGAUUGUUCUUGAACAAGCACAUGCUGAACAGGAAGGUGGCGAUUAGACAAGGCGACAGAUCUAAAAGCCCUAAACCGUCAUCUCGUUUCCAGAUUCCUAAGUAAAGAAAUCUAUUUUGUUUAAAUGCCAUAGAAUUAGUGAGGGGGUCUACCUCUCUUAGCUCACAUUGGAUUGGACUGGAAAAUAAGUAAUGUUUGUUGUUGUUUUUUAAAGGAGGGGGACAUAAUAGCUGACUUUUGGAGCCAUAGCUUUGGAUAUCAAAUUUGGAAUUGCUGUGGAAAUGGGAAAAGUUACAUGUCUGAAGUAGCCCUUUUUUCCUUGUGCACUAACAGCCUGAUGGAAAAGAGAGGAUAGUGAAUGCUGGAUAUGAUUGUUCAGCUGCUGCCACAGCUGGGUAAAUGUUGUGGGAGGGGGAAGUGUAUGGAGGCAUUGGAAAUGGUAGAUGAGUACACUGGAAAUUCUUCUCCGGGUUGGAUUUUAAUCUGAGACAGAUAAGAAUUUGGGGGGCCUCUCAUAGAAUCAUAGAAUUGCAAAGUUGGAAGGGGCCCCAAGGGUCAUCUGAUCUAACCCCCUGCAAUGCAGGAAUCUCAACUAGUUUAUACAUGACAGAUGGCCAUCCAACCUCUCCUUUUGAAGUGACAAUUAUAAGCUCCUGAAUCUUGUAAUGCUCACCUCUCCUUUGAGCAAUGAGGUCAGUAUCUAUGCUGGUGAACUUCACUAGCAGUUUUACUUGGAGUCAACAAAACCAUCGUCCUUUUCUGUGUAGAUUUUGUACAGUGGCUCUACAUAGCCUCUAGUAGUAUGCUUAAGCUGGGAACCAUUGAUUAUGUUUAUUGUAAUAGGUUUUAGUGUUUCUGUUGGGUUCGUAAGUAGCUUUGAGUAAUUUCUAUGAGUAAAGUGUCAUUUCUGCCUCUGGCAGGGAACAGUGCAGCUGCUCCCUUUGAGGGUCUGGAUCUGGGCAAGAGUCUGUCAGUUGCAGGACCUCUACCACAGAAUUUGCUAGAGGGGUCUGGGUAGCUUUCCUCUACGGACGAUGGCAAAGAGCAGAGAGAUCACUCUGGUUGGCACCUGUAAGUCUAGAAAGAAACCCUUCUCCUGGAAUAGAAGCUGUUGGGUUUGAAACUGUUUCAGAGGAUCUUUGUACUGUGUGGCCACCCAAUUCAACCAGUCCAUAUUUAUUUAUAUAUUUAAAAUAUGUUUAUAUUGCCCGUGGUCAUACUGGAUUACUGGAAAGCUGUGAUUGGCAGAGAGUUUUCAGUAUCUAUAUGUGAGAUAAGAUGGAAUUUAUGCAUACAGUCCUCACCCAGGAUGGUUUAUAUGGUUUAGCUACAACUGCAGGACAACCAUUUUGCCAGACUGAUGGCAGACAUUCAUGUGCAUACUUCAUAUAAACCGUGGCAUAAAAGCUGAGUGCAUGUAUCAUCCCCAUGCAGAUUAUUUUUGCAAUAUGCUCUGCAGUUUAUGUGACAAGAUGAUAAAAAUAUGUUUCCCCCCCCCCCCACUCUGUGCUCAGUUAAGGUGUUAGUAGUAAUGAGCAGUAAAAACAGGUCUAGUUCUCUCUAGUAGCCAUUUAAUAAUACAUGUGUGAAAGGCAGAAGUGAGUUUAAAAACUUUAAUUAUUCAUUGAAUAUUAGUAGUAGCGAUGUGCUGUGCCGAGCACGGAAUACAGAUUUCUCACUUGGCCUCUAACUGGGAUGGAAAUGAGCGUGGGAUCUUUCUGUGGUAGAAUUCAUUAUCUGGUUUGAUGUUUGGCUGUCGGAGAGCUAAGGAGCAGACGUUUACCACAUCUCAGGUCAGUAGCCUGAAAAGCUUAGAAUCAUUAGCAGUGUGGUGGUAGUGCCAAAAGAAAGAUGGGGGCCGCUCCAACCAUAUACUGAAAAGCACUGAUUCUACUGUGGAAUGCAUAAGGUAAAGGGUAAAGGGACCCCUGACCAUUAGGUCCAGUCACGGACAACUCUGGGGUUGUGGCGCUCAUCUCGCUUUAUUGGCCGAGGGAGCCGGCAUACAGCUUCCGGGUCAUGUGGCCAGCAUGACUAAGCCACUUCUGGUGAAUGAGAGCAGUGCACGGAAACGCCAUUUACCUUCCCGCUGGAGUGGUACCUAUUUAUCUACUUCCACUUUGACAUGCUUUCGAACUGCUAGGUUGGCAGGAUCUGGAAUGCAUAAAUCAUGGCAAAAAUAGCACAGACCCCAUUCAGUUUGGGACCUGAAUUUCGAGGUGGUCCCAAUCUGACUCAGGAUGAUCCAGCAAUGACCCAACCUGUAUCCAUGCCCUGAAUCAAAUAAAGGGGGCUUGCACAAUGUUUAUUUAGGGGUUUAAGCCACAAUUAAGCAUGUGGCUGGGAGUGGAGAGGGGAGGAGACACAGGCAUCUUAUGUUUCCUUCAUUACCCCAUUUCCUCAUCACCCAACUUUUGACCAUCCUGGCUUGUUCCAGGUGGAUCUGAUCCAACCUGGUGCAAUUCAGGGCUGCCUCAACCUCCUCCAGCUGAAUUUCAGGUUGGCAUGAAUUGGACUGAUUUGGUUUGGGACCUGAGUUUUGGCUGCAACAGUUCCACCGAGCCUAAAAAGCAGCCUAUUGUUUGAUCUAGAGCAGGGGCCCAGGGUGUGUUUUGCUGCAGUAGCAGAAUCUAGCCCACUUCGCUGCCUGCACUGCCGCUGGCCCCACCACUACAACAACUGCAUUUCACCUGCAGCUGUGCCUUUUCUGCUACCACAAUGCUUGUUGAAUCAUGCUUGUUGAAUCUAAUUCAUAUCUUACUAGGAUUCCAAGGGGUACCAGUCACUUUAUUAAAAAAAUAAAUAAAUACCAGAAAUGCAAGUUUUAGAUGUGUGUGUAUUUUAACAGGAAACCCAAGAUUUACCAAGCAGAGCCAGAUGGAAAAGAGGCAGAUUUUGAAGAAGAGGGUUCCUUUGAGCAUAUUAUGAGUCAAGGGAGUUGUUUUCAGUAGCAGAACUGAACUGAGCUCAUAAUUCUUGGACUCAAAAGUCCACUCCCAUUUAUUUAUUUCAGCAGCCUAUUUUCAGUGGGCAAAGUAGUUUUAUUGAUGUUAUUGCCAUCAUGGCAGACAAUCUUCCCCCUUCUCUCGAGAAGGACCAGUGACAGAACAUCAGCUUUGCAUGCAAGAAGGUCCCAUGUUCAGUCUCUCGCAUCUCCCCUGCCUGACACCUUGGAGAGCUGCUCCCAGUCCUGAUGUAGGCAAUACUGAACUAGAUGGAAGAAUGGUCUGACUCUGUAUAAGGCUGAAGCAAGACUGAGCAAGCAGAGGGUUCUUGCUUUGGCUGCUGCUGAUGUUUAUGAGGAAUGAACAUGUAAUUCCUCCUGAUUCUCAGCCUCGCUUCCAUGGCUAGCCCUUCUCUUCUGGAACGAGGGGUGGAAGCAGGCUACUGAUCCUGUUUAAAGCAGCAAGUAGAAGUGAACUAGUUGUUCCCACCUUGAUCAGGCUUGCAAUUGGGGGCGGGGACAGGGGUUGCAGAGAGAAGGAAAGCCUGCUCUGCCUCCCCUCCCUUUUUCCUUUUACCCAGAAACGCAGCAAUAAAACUGCUAGCACAGUUGCAAAGCUAGGCAGUGUCCAGUAUGGUUUCAGAUAGAUAUUAGAUAGAAUGUGGGACUGCGUGUUGAAAUUUCUGCAUUGCAGGGGCUUGGACUAAGAUGAUUCUCAGGAUCCCUUCCAAAUCUACAAUUCUAUGAUUCUAUGAGUAGUGUUCUGGAAGAGAAAUUAUCCCACACUGUAUGUCAAAGGCAGAAGUGGUAUUUCACACCCACUACAGACACCAGAUAUUUAGGGCCACCCCCAGCAAAUGUUUCCAUUCUUCAUGCCUCAUAUUCGCCAAGCAUUGAAUAAGUAAAACUUUUUUCAAGAGAGUGAGGCUGGCUUGUGGGAAACCACGUGAAAACACAGGGGGGUGGUUGUUUUCAAAGAAAAAACUGCCUGUAGGUGCCUGUGGAUCCUGGCUAACAUCAUGUGUUCAGAGCAGAAGUGGGAACACACUGAAUCCAGAUUAACCACUAAGAUUAAUAUAUACGGAGCCGAAGACUAUGUAUCACACAUGGGAGACAGAAUUCCCCAGUGUGAGUUAAGUCUGGCAAUACAGUAAUUGUCUGUGCAUUUCUUAAAACAAUUUGUGGAUGCUGCUGUUUCUGUCUGUCUGUAUUUGUGUGACAAGUGAUCUGAGGAGCAAUUGCAGAUCUCUAGAGAAAGACUUUGUCCUUCCAAGUAAUGGCACAAAGAAUGUGUUUGGCUGCUCAGUUAAAGGUCAGUCAGAAUCGGGCAUGGUUUUAAUGUUAUUUUGUACAUCCAGGCUUCAAAAGCUCUGUGCUUUUACAAUGCAUAUAUGCUCCUGCAAGAUAAUGUGUUUUUUCCCCAAAGUUCUGGAGGGAAAAUAACAGCAAAACUGGAGUGAAAAGCAUUGCAUACAGUGCAGGAAAUUGUCCCAGGCUCUCAAAGGGUUUCCUGCUGCUCAGCAUUAAACACUCUCUGAUUUGCCUUCUCAGAUAGAACUGAUAGGAGGUUUCUUCCAGCUCAGCAAGAAACGGAAAGGGGGGCAGUUGCAGGAGAAGAAAAAACUAUUACUCUCAUUAUACAUGCUCUCUAGAGCAGGAUCCUCUCUUUGCACAGAUGCAUAAUAUGAAAUGAAAGCCGCAUGCAGAUCACUGGAGUUUUGUGGCAGUGUUAGCUGCCACUAACAAGAUAGACCCAAUCCCACUGUCAUCUGGCCAUUACCAUCUAUGCCCCAAUGUGUGACCAUGAAUAUACUCCCCCUGACUAGGGAUGUUUCAAGAAUUUGUUUUUUGCAAAUAUGAACCACUUGAUCUGCAUCUCUUCUUUAUCUUAUUUAUUUAUUUAUUAACUUUCUAUACUGCCCUUCAUCCAAAGAUUUCAGGGCAGUUUACAAUAUAAAAGCACAAAAACACAUACAAUUAUAACAAACGAAAAUUAUAUUCCCCACCACAGUUUAAGAGGCCAUAGAUUGUUUAAUUAGCCAAAGGCCUGGGAGAAGAGGAAUGCUUUUUCUGGGUGCCUAAAGAUAUGUAACAAAGGCACAGAAAAGGCCCGUUCUAUGUUGCCGUCCUUUGAACUUUUCUGGGCACACAAAGAAGGCUCUUAGAUUAUAGUUGCAGGGUCUGGGUCAGAUACAUCCUUGAGGAAUUGCGGUCCUGAGCUGUUUAAGGCUUUAUAGGUCAAAACAAGCACUUUUAAUUGUGCCUGGAGAUGAAUUGGCAGCCAAUGCAGUUGGGCCAGGAUUAUAGAAUUUUGAGGCUGCAAAAUAAUCUCUUGAGGCUGAUUCAAUUUAAGCACAUGGGAUCCCACAACUGGAUAUUCUAUAUAAUUUAAAGUCAUGGCAUUCCAAAUUAGAGGAUCAAUUUGCUUGUUAAUUGUACCCAUUGUUAUGGUAUGAGGUUCCAUUACAUUAUGCUUUUCAAUUCUGGCAUCAUAGUCUACAGAUUUAAGCUGAAUAUAUCCUUUUUCAAAUCACAGUAUGUUUCUUUCAAAGGAAACAGCCAAUAUGGGGGUCCAGCAGUACCUAUUUUACUUGUUUUAACAAACCCCCUAAAGUUCUUCCAAUUAAAAGUAGUUAUUGAGUACUCUUGUUUCGUAGAAGAAGCCGUGGUUAAGGAUAAACUGUCGGCAGAUCCCCACUCUCUCUUAGUUAACACAACAAUUUGGAACUGUACUGGAGAAUUAGGUGCCCAGGUAACUGCAGAAACUACCAUGAUGUUGCAGAAUGGUUCCUCAAAAAUAUAAUAUCCAUGGGUGACAUUAAAUUGAGGAUGACAGAGAAGCUUGGAAUUCCAGGCAUCAUCCUUCUCCACAAAGCAAUAGUUUACAGAUAACUCUUCCUCUCCAAAAGUCUACUUAAUCAGCAGGGUGUUAUCACACUGAGUGGUAGACACAAUUGAAAGUGGAUGGGGGGGGGGACCAGGAACUUUUCCUUUCAUGGAUUUUCUCAUUGGGUCUGUCGGUUCGUAUUUCAGCUUCAUGUCACUCUUCCAUCCUCAAAGCACUUCCAAAAAUUAGCAAUCUCCCACACCUCAAGCGUCACUUGUAUUGUUGUUGUUGUUUAGUCAUUUAGUCGUAUCCAACUCUUCGUGACCAGAGCACGCCAGGCACUCCUGUCUUCCACUGCCUCCCACAGUUUGGUAAAACUCAUGCUGGUAGCUUUGAGAACACUGUCCAACCAUCUCGUCCUCUGUCGUCCCCUUCUCCUUGUGCCCGCAAUCUUUCCCAACAUCAGGGUCUUUUCCAGGGAGUCUUCUCUUCUCAGUCACUUGUAUUAGUCUAGGUAUUAUGCAUCUGGGGGCAUAAUCUGUCCUUAAGGUGAAAAGUGUGUUGGUUCCUUGAGAGUGUUGAUUAAGUCUCUUGGACUACUAAUAUGCAGAUCAGGAAGCAGAUUAUCCUUCAGAUUUCACACUUCUCUGGUUUUGCAAAGCACUUCUUGACUCAGAUCCCCCCAUCAAAAUGUACCGUAUUUCGAUAUGCGUAUGUCACGAGAUAUGCAUUUGAAAACCCUUUGAUUAGGUUAUUCCCCCCCCCUUUUCCUCCCUGCAUGUGCCCCAGGUGAAUGAAGAAAGGAGUGGUGAUUGCCAUCUUGGUAUGCACGCACCCAAAACAUCACUGGGCAAGUGUGGCUACACGGCCUCCAUUGCUGGGGGGCUCUACAGCUGUUUUCAAAUGGACACACUGAAGGGUAGUACAGAAUCAGUCUGCAAUGAGCUUUUAUUUUUUGGAAUGAAACCAGUUUCCCAAAAAGCUCUUUUCAGGGGUAAGAAAUAUGCAAUAGAUCUAGAUUGUGUGCGGAUUAUGUAGGAAAAAAGUACUUGGCCAUCAGUGAUUGUAGAAUAAAACAUUGUGCGUAUGCAGCCCAAGUCAUCUUAUGAUGCUGAAGCAGAGAUGGCAUUUCUAAGGAGCUGAUGUCAGUGGGUCUGGUCUGAGCAUGACUUAGUCAAAUACCACCCAUUAAUUAUACAAGUAGCAGAUAACACAAAGAGCAGAUGAAAACCAGCACAUGAUUUUUUUAAAAAGUUAAGCUUCUACUUUUAUCAUAUUCCACUCACCUAUCUGCCAAAUAAUUCUUUAAAUUGUCAUAGUGCUGUGUAACAGUUUAUCUUCCAUUGUGAAUUGAAACCCCUCUUUACGCUGGUUAUGUGUACUUUUCGUAAUGUUCCUUUCAAAACUACAGCAGACUAUCUGUGCAAUAAAGUUUGCACAGGGAAAUAAAGUGUUCAUGAUUUUAUGGAUCCAUGUUGUUAUGUCUGCGGGAGCUGGAGUAGACGUGGUCUCGAGCUGCCCAAAAUUAGCAUGCUAGCUCUCCAGGAAUAAAUUUUGCUGACUGCUUAACUUCCCUUCCCUGGGAAAAGGCCUCUGCUCCACUGUCAUGCCAGGUGCCUAAUUUUCUUAUGCCACUGCUGACCCACUUUUUUCUUUUAUUUUUAUCCUGGUGUGGCUUGGGGCUCUUUGGUUUUUUAUGGCUGCUUGCCGGAGAUCUGGAGCUCAUUAGCAGGUGGGAAAAUGCAAUUAGCCACAGAGGAAUGAUCUGGCAGCAGGAUAAAUAGCGUGCCCUGACAGCACCCACUCCAGCAUAGGGAAUCAGAGCAGUUUCAUACCUAUUCUUUAUGGCCCAAUCUCCUCUCUGUGUCACCUGUUUACACUGCCUAUCGAUUCUGUGCUCUGCACAGCCUGUUCUCCGAUUGUUAUUACAGCUACAGAUGAAGCAUGGUCUAUGUAUCUUUCAGAGAAGGUAGCCUGGAACAAGCCCAAUUUGCUGCAGGAAGAGAUGUUGAGAAGCUUGCAGUGAUGACAGAUUGCUUAAAUUUCAACUGCCUCUCGCUUUCUAAGAAAUUCUCUUCCCUCUUUCAGUCUUAGACCAAGACAUUAACUAACACAAAAUAGCUGUUUAUGACCACUUAGUUUAACAGAAGGAGAAGGUUCCUGCAAUCUUCAGAAAUCCCCCACCUUGAAGUACAAGUAUUACUGAGAUGGAGAUGUGCACCUAUUGGCUAGUGCCUGUGUAGUCACUGAUGAUGGACCCUUUGCAGACUUACCAAAAAAAGUACAAUAUGGAAAGAGGCAUAUUGUUUUCCACAUUGUUACCCAUAUAGACCUUUAAAAAAAGGUCCUGCCUUCUCUCUCUCUCCAGAGCAGCAGUAAUUUCCUUUAGUUUCAAGAACCAUAGUUAAUUCUUUCCUUCUUUUCUCUCUCUGAAGGAUGCAUACUUUCCCCCACCAGUAUAAAUUUCCCUCAAAGUUUGUUUCUUCACAUGCAUGCUAAAUAAGUGAAAAGAAUCAGAUGGGAAGAUAUUCAUUUCAUCCUGAGAUUCAAAUAUCAUCUUACCUGUCUGCUAUGACACACUUAAAAAUAGUAGAAAUUCCUACAAAAUUAGAGAUUGUAAAUGAGAAAUUCUCAUCUCAUUGUGUAUUGAAAUUUGAUUUGUAACAUUGUUUUUCUUUCUUUACAAGUUGUUCAUUGAACUUCUUAGUAAUUUAAUAACAGCCAUGUGUUUUUGGAACUUUUAAAAUAAAUCUUAUUAAUCGAAAAGAAUGAGUUCAAAUCAUAACAAUAAUUAUUGUAAAGCAAACAGCUAUUUUCCCUGUGAAACUCUCCCAGCAAAAUGUUACUACCGAGAAAACAUGUUGGGGUUAGCAACAUCCCUUCUGAUGUUAGACACAGUUAGUUUCAGCUCCCAACCCUGCAAAUUGGUUUCUCUUCCAUGUUUCUAAAGUGCCUUGAGAUAAAUGGAUUUAGACUAGAGUUGUCUUUUCCCCCAGACAGAGACUUUAUGCAUUUUUUUGUAUAUUUAUAUUUAUUUUCAAGGAUAAUAUUUAGGUACAGAAUAAUAAAAAUGCAUUCAGCAGUACAGAUAUUUGCCAUUUUUAGUCAAUAACAAUUAUUGCAAAGGUUGAUGAACUCAACACACCAACUAACAAUAGAACAGAUAACUAUUAACUCUGACUUCCAAAACAUUCGGAAACCAAAGUUUGGCUUCCGAUUGGCUGCAGGAGCAUCCUGCAGCUAAUCGGAAGCCGCGCCAGAUGUUUGGCUUCUGAAAAUCAUUUAAAAAACGGAGCACUCACUUCCGGGUUUUGAUAGUUCGGGAGCCGAUUUGUUUGGCAGCCAAGGUGUUUGGGAUCCAAGGUACGACUGUACUCAUUUAUACUAAAUCUAAUGAUCCUAAGGUCCGUAUAGUUAAAGCUAUGGUUUUCCCAGUAGUGAUGUAUGGAAGUGAGAGCUGGCCCAUAAAGAAGGCUGAUUGCCGAAGAAUUGAUGCUUUUGAAUUAUGGUGCUGGGGGAGACUCUUGAGAGUUCCAUGGACUUUAAGAAGUUCAAACCUAUCUAUUCUUAAGGAAAUCAGUCCUGAAUGCUCACUGGAAGGACAGAUCCUGAAGCUGAGACUCCAAUACUUUGGCCACCUCAUGAGAAGAGAAGACUCCCUGGAAAAGACCCUGAUGCUGGGAAAGAUGGAGGGCACAAGGAGAAGGGGACGACAGAGGACAAGAUGGUUGGACAGUGUUCUCGAAGCUACCAGCAUGAGUUUGACCAAACUGCGGGAGGCUGUGGAAGACUGGAGUGCCUGGCGUGCUCUGGUCCAUGGGGUCACGAAGAGUCGGACACGACUAAACGACUAAACAACAACAAAUGAUCCUAAAUUGCUACCAUUCACUUGAUCUCAAUCCCCAGGCCUGGCAACAAGUUUGAGGGGCCCUUGGGCAAGGUAUCCUGCCCCUGCAGUGCUACCUAGACAGAGGUUGCCCCCCCACCGCUAAUAUCUCUCCAACCAAUCUUGACAGGUGGACCCAGGUGGUGCUUUGGGGAUUGGAGCAGUGCUUCCCUCCGUUUUAAGGGGUGGGGAGGGAGCUGACCCUAAGAAUCAUAUAUUGAACAGCAUGCAUUAACAUUUUAACAAGGCCUCCCCAAAAAGCAAAAACAGGAACAGUAGUUUACUUGGGUCAAGGAAAAGAAAAUAAGGGCUCUUGCUGGAAGUUGAAGAUAGCUUGAGAAUUGAGGUAUGUUGCACUAACAUUUGCUAAACCACGGUUUAGUCCAACAUGAACAAGCCACGGUAAUUCUUGGAUUCAUGCACCCCCUCUCCUACAAAGCCACAAGAAGCCUUCAUUUUCACUUUAAUUAGCCACAGUUAAUUAAACCAUAGGAAUGGCUUUCUAUCUCAUUGUUCACAGUUACUCUCCUGAUGUAUAACGCCUACCUGUUCACAUUGACAACUGUUUGUUUGAGUGGAUUUCUGGGGGCGAGGGGGAAAUCGGUGUUAUGAUAUCUCAUAAGUUUUAUCAUACACCCUUUACCUUUGAGUGUCGCUCUAACCUUUCAUUAUCGAGUCAUUUCAUACUCCUCUGCCUCCCUUAUUAAGUGGAGGUGGGGGAGAGAUAAGAUGUCUGCAAAUGGAGCCUUUCUGUGCCAUCUUCAUCAAAAGUUAAGUCUCCAUAUGCAGAAACUUUCAAGAGAAACUUCGGAUUCAGUUACACUAAGCUGUUUGAGGUUAAAAGCCCUCUUCAGCUUAAGCUCUAAAAAGUGAGGAAAUGCACAGUUCAGCUAAUCUUAACCUUAAGUUGUUAUGACUGACAGUUUAUUUUUUGUUCCUGUCAGCUACUAUUUUCAGACCUUCAGAUUUGCAGCAGGUACUGCUAGGAAAGUUACUACUUAGGUCUUCCAUCUUAACUUAUGGAAGACUUUGGCCUAUCCCUCCACAUUUCAUUCAUUGGGGAAGAAUCAUAGAAUUGUAAAGUAUCAUGGCUGACAUGUUGUGUUAUUUGUGGGAUGCUUUAUAUGCUUUAAGCGGAGAGCUUUACCGAAGCUCUAUGAAUUUAGUUCUAUAAUGGUGCAAUGUGGGAGUGGGAAAUGUCAAGGUUUCUAGCUCUAGCUAUUUCAGCCACUGUUGGGUUCCUGCCAAAUUUCCCAGCAUCGACACUCACCCCUUUGGGCCUCCCUGUGUGGCUAGGAGAGUCAUUGGUUCAUCCUGGACUUAGUUAACAAGUUGUUUAUCCAAAAGCAGGAGUGUGGAACUCUUUUGACCCAAUGAGUCAGGUCUUUAUCUCCCCACUCCACCCCUUGCACCAACUUUGAUACAAGGGUGAGGCUACACACCUGUCAUUAUAUAAGAACAUAAGACGAGCCUGCUGGAUCAGACCAAUGGCCCAUCUUCUAGUCCAGCAUUGUUUUUUUCACAGGGGUCAACCAGAUGUCUGUAGGAAGCUUGCAAGCAGGUCUUGAGCAGAAGAGCACUCUCCCCUUCUGUGGUUUUCUGAAACUGGUAUUUAGAAGCUCUGCACUGUAUUAGAAUAUUUUCUUUGCUGCUGCUGCUGCUGCUGCUGCUGCUAAUAAUAAUAAUAAUAAUAAUAAUAAUUUAUUAUUUAUACCCCACCCAUCUGGCUGGGUUUCCCCAGCCACUCAUAUAGUUGGCUAGGUUAUAGGUCAGUAUACUUCCCCAUUUAAAACAGCCGUGGACAUCUGCACAGAUAUAUAUCUGUCCAAUUUGAUUUGUGUGUGUGUUUUGAUUUUCAUUAUUGAUUUUUUGUGUGUGGCUGAAUUUGUUGAACUGCAUGAACUAUUAAGGAUAAGAGAAAACCAACUUUACUUAGCUAAAUUCAACUGCACUUUAAAAAACAAUACAAAAACAAGCCAUCCAGUUAAAUUAUUGGGUUGAACAUGUGCAAUUCUACAAAAUUGAAACAAUUUCUCUCUCUCUCUCUGUUCCUGCUCCCUGAAAAAGCAAAAAAUAAUAAUAAAUAAAUCCUGUAUGUGUUCUGUGUCAUUACCGCUUGGAUAAAGCACACAACAAUAACUCAUUUUAGUUACUGACCACAGUAAUGAUUCUGAAUAUUAAUUGCUGGAAUUAAUGUCUCUUGUUAGUUUCCUAACAAUGCAAUGUCUCUUGUUAGUUUCCUACGACAAAGGAAAGGAUAGAUUUUCAUUUAUUUCUCCCAUUCAUUUCUGUAGGUUCAUUUGUUCUUCAUGAAUUUUCAUGAGCGUUUAUUCAUUUUAGAAAUUGCGUUUGAAAAGAUUUCGAAGGGGAGAGGAAAUUCUGGUGCAUUUCUGCUGGGUGGGAUGCAAUGUUUUUAUCGUGUUCACCUUACUUUCAAGGUGGCCAAGUUGUGUUUGUGUUUUUUCCCUUUCAUUCCGCGAUUCAUCUCUCCAGUAGUCUUUACUUUGCAGCCUUCCUGGGUGCUGGCAUGUCCUGAAAACGCCAUGAUGUUCUCAGCUGGGCUUUCCUGUAAGCAUGGAAAGUUGGAGAUACUGCAUAUACUGAGCACAUGAUAGUUGUUUUGUGAUUUAUUUAUGUUUUAAAAAGCAAAGUCUUUUUCAGUUUGUGUUUUUACAUGGACUUCAAAAACAAUAAGUAAAGAUUAAGAGGAGAAAAAUGCAAACCAAACCACGACCAAAUAAGGAACACAACACAAAACACCUAAGGACUUCCCUUCUUCUCCUACUCUGGUGUCCUUUCUUUUCUCUCUCUUCCAUGUAUUCUAAGUUACCAAGUUCUAUCCUUCUUACUGAUUAUCUCCACUUCCUUUUAUACUGCUAAAUUUAUUCAAGUCCUGCUAAUCUGUUUGCAAAGCAAAGUCUUCUUUAAAGUGAAGUCCCUACUUGCCAGACAUAGAUUUUACCAUCCCAGUGGGAACCUAAAACUGUGUGUUAACUACAUACUGACCAAAGCCUUUCUAUACACCAAACUUCACCUGUUGUUCAGAAUUUGUCUGCCAAGGAGACGGGAAGAUCAGUUCUAAGGAGUUUUCAUUAGCUUGAAUUUGUGGGAUUCGGAAACAAAAUAGAUGCAUUCUUUUUUUAAAAAAAAUGAUUUCAAUGGUAGAGUUAUAUUUCUGACAUCUUUUGGAAGUUUUUGUUGUCAGGGUGCCUCAACAUGAUAAAAAUCUAAUUCAUUCUCUACUGCCAAAUUAAAAGCCUGCUAGAGCCUCUUGAAGACCCCCUGAACAAAGGAGUUUUGUCACUUCACUAAAUGUAAAAGCUCUUCAAGUGCUAUCUUAAAGUAAAAGAGAAAGGGAAGGAUUGCCAUUCUUUGCCUGGCUAAGAGUCUUGGCUAAAAAGCUCUGUUAAAAAAACAAAUAAAUGCUAGUAAAAAAACAAAAACAAACCCUAGUGUUUGCAGCUGCAUGAGUAAGCAUAGAGCAUAGAGCAGGCCGUGUAACUGUAUUAAGCUUGGCAAAUUUGUAUACAUUCUUACUGCCUCUUUUAAAAGACUAUACCCUGGAGAGGAUGGGAAAGAAAGAACUGAAGAGUUGUCUGGCAUGUGGCUAGGAAUGUGGUGUGGGGUCAUUUCUGAGCAUGAUGUAGUUGGUUAGAUGCCUCAGUAACUUGUAUUCUGGAGUAUGGAAAGAAUCCUUGGUUCAGGGUGUAGGGAGGGAGGGAGGCCUGGAAAUUGGAGAUUGGCAGAAUUGGUGUGUGUCCUCCAGUAUAAUUUUUGGGAGUGAAUGAGAUGAGUUUCCAGCGCAUUCUUCUUUCCCAAGAUGCUGUUUGAAAUUCAUGGCCCUUAGCAGCCUCCUGAAUAUUGUGUGGAAGUCUGAUCUUUUGCUACUCAGAUCGAGCCUCUAAACUUCAUUGUAACAUUGCUGGUUACAAUAUACAGUGGUACCUCGGGUUACAAACACUUCGGGUUACAAACUCCGCUAAUCUGGAAGUAGUACCUCGGGUUGAGAACUUUUCCCCAGGAUGAGAACAGAAAUUGCAUGGUGGUGGCAGCGGGAGGCCCCAUUAGCGAAAACGUGCCUCAAGUUAAGAACGGUUUUGGGUUAAGAACGGACCUCCAGAAUGAAUUAAGUUCGUAACGCGAGGUACCACUGUAUUGCCAAGCGAACGCUCUGUCAGUGCAAAGAUUUCCUCCAGCACCCCGAAUCAGAUCUGAGGAGGGUGUGGAGCAUGCACGGGGGGUGGGGGGGGGAGGAGGAAAGUCCAGCUGUACAAGAGGAAAUCCUUGUGCAGAUGGGGCAUGUUAGUUGCAUACCUCCCAAGAUCUUCCUAAGUGUUGCCUCACACACAUAGUAAAUCAAGGCUUUGGUUUUCUUUUCUAGUUUUUGCCGGUCACUUGCCAGUAGACAACCCCUGAAAGAGUAGCUAAUAUGAAAAUGGGUGUGAACGGGGAAAAAAAAUAUUUCAGGAACAGAAGUGAGAUGGUAUAAACUUGCUACUCUCAGUCACUUCUCCUCCUGAGAAUCAGCUAAUGCUCCACUGUCCUCAGGCACUGCUCCCUUCAAAAAAUACUUGGUGGCUGCUCUCAGCAACCCCUGAGGCAGUCGUCCACAUCCCCCAGGCUACUUACUUAGGAGCGUCAAACAUGAUUGAGCUGCUUGUGGAACAUGAAUGAUAAGCACGCUCUGCCCAUCUGGAGACUGUCAAUUUGUAAGGGGAGAGAGGGUUGUUAUUCUUGUGCAGCAGACCAUCAAAGAAAAAGACACCCACUCUUCUCCAUUUUCAUCGUCGUGCUGAGUGGUACUUAGGGGAAAACAUAAGAUAAAUGGACUCCAUUGUGUUGCUUGUGUAAACAUAAUAAGAGAAAGAAUGUGCUCCAAAAGAACUUUAAUAACCCACAAAGGCCAGGUGAGAGAUGAAGUUUCUCAUCAUCAUAAACACAUAACCCAUGUUCACGAAGCUUCUCCACUGAUAUGCUGAUUUGUUAUUCUGAUUUGUUAAUGGAUGUUAGCCUGAGUCCCCUGGUUUGAAUGUAACAGGAAACCAACUCAGGCUUAAUACAAGCUUGGCAUGAAGCUCCAAGUGGGAUCAUACAAUGGAGGAGUGCUCAACUCUGAUGCUCAUGCAUGGUUCAUAAACCAUUUCUUUCUUCAUUUAUAUUCAUUGCUUGUAUCCUGCCUUCCACCAAAAGGCCACAGGGUGGGAUGCAACACAUUAAAACCAUACAAUACCAAAGCACAAAAAAGACUUAAUGAAAAUCCUUUAGUUCAUUCAAUUACAGUGCCUACGAUAUCUGAAAACAGUAUUAGGGGUUUCAUACUCCUACAAACCAAAGGUCUGGGAGAGCUAAAAUGCUUCUGUUUGCCACUGUAACCCACUUAACAUGGCUAAAAUGUGAGAGGCGAAAUAGAGAUAAGCAGUUGUAGCUUGCAUUGAAUGUGCCUUCGAAUACAGUUUAGCACUUAAAGUUGUUGGGUUUUUUAAAAGCAAAAUUUGUAUACUGCAUCUAACUCAUCAGUAAAUAAGAGCAGGAUUAGGAACUGUUACAGAAUUAAUGGAAGAUUACACCUAAAGAGCUGUGUCAAUUUAACAAAACUGUAAUAACAGCAUUAGGUGUUAUCCCCCCCCCCCAAGACAAAAGUGUGAGUUGGAUGGGAAAACAGAGAGGAUGCUUGUUAAUUUGCAGAGGAUAAAAAAAAUCCUGGAAGGAUUGCAAACAAUAAAAUUUAUAGGCUCAGAAUUCAGAAUAAUCUUUGCCAAAUGGGAAAUUUGGUCACAUUUGAAAAAUAUGAACCACACUGUAUCCAUCUAGGAGAAAACCUAGGUUUUCUGAAAAGCAGUCUGGUGCUAUUCUCAGUGGAUAUGUUGUCACUCUUCUUUCUUUAUUCCCUGUGUGCCUUAGGUACCCAGCCACCUCGCUCAUACAACCAGUUCUUCUUCUAAGUCUCUGACUGUCAUUCUGCAGGGCAGCUGCUCUGCUGAGGCAGCUGUGUGGCUCCUGCAUGGAUUUCUGAAGCUCUUUCUGGCUCAUUGAGCACCUGAGACUCUUCAGCAUUUUGCACAUCUCUGAGCACCUGCUAUUAUCUCGAGCUCUUUUUUGCUUCCUAGCCUGGUUGCCAGAUCUAAUGAACAAAUUGAGCUAAGCUGGCCAGAAUCCUUUACUGAGACCUGUAAGAAGCUGGCAGAACUUGACAGAAUGAUGCAAAGGAGACAAGCAGCAUUUAGCAGGCUCAUUUGUGAAUUGAGGAGAGAGAGAGAGAGAGAGAGAGAGAGAGAGAGAGAGAGAGAGAGCGCCACAGUCUUCUAAAUGUGCUUUGUGUGGUGGCCAAGAACACUUUCCUGGCCUGUGUGGUUUGUCCUUAUGGAACUAUGGUAUGCAAGCUCAUGGAUUGCCACCCAAGGUUCAGUGUUUCAGUUGGUAGCCUAUUAGACUCACCCAUAAACUUAUUUUGUGUGUUUGGAUGGAUGUUCUCUUUCUUUAUAUAGUUCCAGAAGCUGAUUAGGGAUGGGAAUAGCCACUCAGAGUAGAUAUGCAAAUAGAUAAAUAAUAAUAAUAUCAAUAAUGCUUACAAGUUACACUAAGGGAAGCUUGCCUGGUGCCUUCAUUAUAUAUCUUUAAGCACCAGGGGAAAACAUUCUUCUUAACCCAGGCCUUGGCUAAUUAAAUUAUCUAUGGCUAAAUAAACUGUCUGUCAUUAGGCUAUGUAUUUUUGUGUCUUUAUACUGUAAACUGCCCUGUGAUCCUUUGUUGAAGGAUAAUAAAUAAAUACUUGCAGAGGCUGUGCUCAUGACACUUGCCAAACAUAUAUAUAGAGAGAGAUUCUGCUGUGGGGAAACAUUCCCCCAGCUGCUUUCUGAAGAGAAGUGGGUAGUUUCAACUUUACCACAUGCUCUUAGAUUAGAGAUUCAGAGAAACCCUGUUUAGGCUUACAAAACUGCAUAAAGUGAGCAUGUGAGAGAGGGCUGCCAUGAUCAGGCCUCUGACAUUGUUUUUGUCACUUUCUGCAACUUUUGGAAACAAGGAGCCUCCUCGGUUAACCUGUGCCUUCUAAAAACCUGGCUUUCUACUUGUCUCUACACCCCCAUGUGUUUGUUCUAGAGGGCUGAAGUUACAAAGGAAAGAUAUUCUUAAGACUCGUAUAGAUUGUACUGUACUUUGAAAAAACUAUAGUUGGCAGAUGGGAGGCUCGGUUUCUUUCAUUUUAAUCUUGAAUUUACUGUUCCUUUUUAAAAGGGAGUAUACAAUCAAGGCAAGACAGGGGGAAAUGAAAACAAAUACAUAUAUGUUGUGAAGAGAUUCCACAGAGGCAAUUGAUGGGAACCAGAGUUAGAUCCGCCCCCCCAAAAAAGGUGGAAGAUUUAUUGGGACUAAGCCAAAUUGUUCUGCUAGUUUGUGUACUCAGAUUGUGAGUUUUCUAAAAGAGAUGGUGUAACUUAUACUAGUUUACACACAGGUAAGAACCCUUCUCUUCCCUUGGAGGCCUGUCUCUUGCCCAGUGUGGCUUCAUUUUGGUGUCAGGUUAAGGCCUGAUCAGGGCAUUGGGCCAGCUGAGAGUCAUUGAUUGCCACUCAGUUUUUGUGAUCUGCUCGCUGUCUUAUAGUUUAUUGCUGAUUAUUGGUGGUUUUAUUGAGCUUUCAUAUGUUGAAUUACUGCUUUUAAGAAGUGCACCCUUCCUGGAUAUUGAUUGAUAUAGGGCAGGUUAGAAACAUUUAUAAAAUUAAAUGAAUACUGAAAAAACAGUGUGUAGGAUCUUUUGGCCUUCAGCGCACAAGAUUAAAUAUUAUUUAUAUGAUUGCUUUGCCUCGCUCUAGUAAGAUGAUCCUCCAGCUCAUGAUAUGCAUUUGUGCACAUCUUCUCUUUCAAUUUGGUUCUUGUUUAGUGCUAACCAUAGAUUGUCAUUAUGUGCAUAUUAGCAAACGAUGGUCAUUAGUUGUCCUUUACACCAAAAUCAGAAAUCCACUCCAAAUCAUGGCCGGAAAUGGUUAUAAAUUCACAUGUAGAAUCUUGUGGAUGAUGUAUAGCCAAGUCAUGCUCUGAGUAGACCUAUUGAUUUCAGUGGAUCUACUCUGAGCAUGACUAAUGUUGAAUAGCACUCUGUAUAUCUGGUAUCAGCUAAUUUCUGGGCAAUCUUGCCAAUGAAAUAUAGAGGAAGGAGCCAAUGAAGUCAGCACUUUCUCAUAAUUGAUUCCUGAUCAGCAUGAAAGUAAGCAGUUCGUUAAAGAAGCACUAAGCUUCCUAAGUCUUGCUUAGGUUUGAACAAGUGCAUUGACCAUCUUUGCCACUUGUCUUGAAGCCUAUUUCCUUUGUUUUUAAAUUAAAUUAUCAGUCAAUCAGCACAUGACCUCACAACCACCACCUUCCUUGUCACAGGAUUUUUUCUUUCUUUUAUACUUAGGGAAGAAAACCCUGAAUAUGGACACAACACCCAUUCACCACUUUGCCUAUCCAUUCAGUUCAUUUUCAUUUGAGGGAAGAGGAGAGAGGUUAAGUUUUAAUCUUGCAUACACCCCACUUACUGAACCUGCAAAGACACCACUGUAUUCUCUUCCCUCUUAUCACAUUGAAUAAAAAUGAUUUGGUUUGCAUAUGGGAGCAACUGCACACAUACUUAGCAUUAUUAAACAUAAUACAUCCUUCAAGUGCGGAAGAAGAAGCAACACACAUGAAUACAGAGGAAAAUGCACAAAGGUCCAUGAAUUUAGGGGCAGCUUGGAAUAAACUAGUGUGGAGAUAUUUACAGUGGUACCUCGGGUUAAGUACUUAAUUCAUUCCGGAGGUCUGUUCUUAACCUGAAACUGUUCUUAACCUGAAGCCCCACUUUAGCUAAUGGGGCCUCCUGCUGCCGCCGUGCUGCCGGAGCACAAUUUCUGUUCUCAUCCUGAAGCAAAGUUCUUAACCCGAGAUCCUAUUUCUGGGUUAGUGGAGUCUGUAACCUGAAGCGUAUGUAACCCGAGGUACCACUGUACUAUAUAAUUAUAGAAUCAUAGAAUUGUAGAGUUGGAAAGGACCACGAGUGUCAUCACGUCCAACCCUCUGUAAUGCAGGAAAUGUUUGCCCAACAUGGGGCUCAAAUCCACUACAGAAUGAAACAGAGAGAGCUGCCUUAUACCAGUGUUCCAUCUAGCGCAGUAUUGUCUACUCUGACUGCCAGCAGAUCUCCAGGGUUUCAGGUUGGAGACAAUUCCCAGCCUUACCUGGAGAAGCGGGGGUGUGUGUGUGUGUGUGUGUGUGUGUGUGUGUGUGUGUGGUUCAAAACUAGGACCCUUUGUGUAUAAAGAAGAUGCUUUACUGCUGAUGUUUUAGGGCCCUUCCCAGAAACAGAUAAUAUUAAGCAUCAAUUAUGUUCAGACUUUCAUAGGGAAAUGUUUCAAAAUACUUGAGAAAUACCCAAGUUCCCACCACCAUCUUCAGCCUUUGCAAUUGUCCUCUUCUUCCCAUUCAUGCUAACUGUCUUUUAAUCCUCUUCCUCUUUGUCUCUUGUUCUUGAUUGCUGUCAGCCAAUCUAGAACCCUUCUUGAUGGAAGAGUGGGAUAAAAUUAUUUCAAAUAAGCAAGCAAGCAGACAAACAAACAAAUAUUAUUGGGAGAUUUUUUGUCUUAGGGUGUUUUUUAUAUAAAAACAACAACAUUUUUGACUAUCUGAAUGAAUGAAUCAAUGAAGAAUGAAUGAAUGAAUUUUCAUUUGCGUCAGCCAUCGGUCAUAGCAAUAAACAACAAUACAAUAUACAAAGAAUAGAAAUAAAAAGUCAAUUAUGUAAAACAUGUUUUAAGGUUUUGAAUCAAUAGUCAAUUAGUGGAUCUUAUUCUGCCCCAGCUAAAAACCUUGCAGCCUUUGCUGUCACCUGCUCAUCUUGAUCUGCCAAGAGAAAGGACUCUUGGGCAACCCAGAAUGGACAAUCAAAGAGGGGUGAUAAUCUCAUUCCUCAAGUUUUUAUAAAGAGUGCAAGCCAAAAGGGCAUGUGCCACCGAUUCAGUACUGCCAUCUCCACAGGGAUAUAAGCAUUUUGUGUGUGGAAUCUGUUGGAAUCAUCCCUCAAGUAUAGCCGAGGGCAAUACAUUCAAUCUCGCCUCAUUUCAUAGAAUCAUAGAAUCAUAGAGUUGGAAGAGACCACAAGGGCCAUCGAGUCCAACCCCCUGCCAAGCAGGAAACACCAUCAGAGCACUCCUGACAUAUGGUUGUCAAGCCUCUGCUUAAAGACCUCCAAAGACCUUAAAGACUCCACCACACUCCUUGGCAGCAAAUUCCACUGUCAAACAGCUCUUACGGUCAGGAAGUUCUUCCUAAUGUUUAGGUGGAAUCUUCUUUCUUGUAGUUUGCUCCGUGUCCGCUUCUCUGGAGCAGCAGAAAACAACCUUUCUCCCUCCUCUAUGUGACAUCCUUUUAUAUAUUUGAACAUGGCUAUCAUAUCACCCCUUAACCUCCUCUUCUCCAGGCUAAACAUGCCCAGCUCCCUUAGCCGUUCCUCAUAAGGCAUCGUUUCCAGGCCUUUGACCAUUUUGGUUGCCCUCCUCUGGACACGUUCCAGUUUGUCAGUGUCCUUCUUAAACUGUGGUGCCCAGAACUGGACACAGUACUCCAGGUGAGGUCUGACCAGAGCAGAAUACAGUGGCACUAUUACUUCCCUUGAUCUAGAUGCUAUACUCCUAUUGAUGCAGCCCAGAAUUGCAUUGGCUUUGUUAGCUGCCGCGGCACACGGUUGGCUCAUGUCAAGGUUGUGGUGAACCAAGACUCCUAGAUCCUUUUCACAUGUACUGCUCUCAAGCCAGGUGUCACCCAUCUUGUAUUUGUGCCUCUCAUUUUUUUUGCCCAAGUGUAAUACUUUACAUUUCUCCCUGUUAAAAUUCAUCUUGUUUGUUUUGGCCCAGUUCUCUAAUCUGUCAAGGUCGUUUUGAAGUGUGAUCCUGUCCUCUGGGGUGUUAGCCACCCCUCCCAGUUUGGUGUCAUCUGCAAAUUUGAUCAGGAUGCCCUUGAGUCCAUCUUCCAAGUCGUUGAUAAAGAUGUUGAAUAAGACCGGGCCCAAGACAGAACCCUGUGGCAUCCGACUAGUCACUCUUCUCCAGGAUGAAGAGGAACCAUUGAUGAUAGAAUCCUAGAGUUGGAGAAUCAUCUAGUUCAGCCCCCUGCAAUGCAGGAAUAUGCAGCUGAACCUGCAACCUUGGCAUUAUCAAAACCAUGUGCUAGCCAACUGAGCUAUAAGACACAUUAAACAGCUCUCUCCGCCAGAACAAGGCUAUUCUCUACUCUGCCUCCCCCUGCCCCACCCCAUCCUGCAAUUAUCCUAUUGUCACUGAAAAAAGUCACCUGGUGGAUUAUCAAGCUGUGACUAAAAUGUAAGAUGCCGUUUCACAGAAAGGUCUGAAACAGCACCAGAAUUAACAGAAUGCAUCAAGGUGGUUACAACAUUGUGAUCUUCAGUGAACACCCCUCCAUUCAUGAGGCGUGCUUUCAGUUAGGGUCACAUUUCAAAACUGCAUUUUGAAUUGUUAGUUAAUGAAUUAGGCUAUUUGCACAUGCGGUGCUUUAAAUUGGAUUUUUCAUUUUCCUCCUGUUGAAAAUGGAAAACGUACAUUGAGGAGUUGGUAUAUAUGAUUUUAAAAUAGCUUCCUACUGCCUUGUUUAUACUGUACACUACAUUUAGAAGUGACAUGUUCUGGGCAAAACAAUGCUUUAGUGAUAUUUGUGAAAAUGCAAAUUUUCUAGAAUAGUUCCCUGGAACCAUUUUUUAAAGAGGAAAGUCAAAUUUCCCAUUGUGGAACACCUUCUCCUUAUCAUCUGUUUCCAUUCUUGCCAUUUAUAUACCAGGUGAAAACUAUUAUUUUAAUCUCUGCAUUUUGUGGCAUCUGUUGUUAUUUAUUCAAUGUAUCAGCCAAGUACUAACAUAAGGAAUUUCUAACUGACUUGCAACAUUUUAAGAGAGUAUAAGCAUGACAUAAACUAUAAAAGGACAAUACAUUACAAUAACCUACUGUAAUACAUACCUACUGUAAUAAAACAGAAGCAAAAACAUCAGUAGAAAAAAAUUAAUAAUAAUCAUAACGUAAACCACAAAAUCAGGCUUUUAUUAACUGAAUUGCGCUGUUGUUCCUGCAGCUGGGUUGAAGUUAUUAUAUUUUAUGUGAGUCUUAUGGCUGUGUUUUGCUAGGUUUUAAUCUUGAUUUUUAAUGAUGUUUUUGUUUUAAAUGAAUGCUGUAAGCUUCCUCUCAGACUACAGUGUUAACUCUAAACAUAGGUUCGAGAUGUUUAAAAUAAAUAGCAUAUAUAUAUAUGGAACUUUUAAUAUGAAGGUGCAAUCAGAUCUGUGAUUCCACAUUCUGAUGUGGGGGAGUCCUGAAUACCUACAUCCUUGGUGACUUAAAUUCAUGGUAACAGCAGAAGCUACUAAGGCACCACCUCCAACAUCAAAUGCUCCUUGCUGCUGUAUUAGUAAAUAAUUAGCACGCUGGAAGAGGAAUGGCAUCAAAUAGUCUAAUCCCAGAUGCUUAUUUAAAUUGAGCAGCUGUCAAACUGCAGAUUAUAGAGGCAUGUAGGCUGACUGGAAGAGUUUCCACAUAAUCAAAACGCCUUUUCCUAGACAAGCUAAUGUAAUCUGCAUUAAAGAGUGACUGCACAGUGCUGCAAUCGCAAAAGCGGGGGAUGUUUUAUGAAUCUUUUGUGCUCUCUCACAUGACCAGGAAUGGCAUCCACCUCUUAGUGGUCAUGUUCACCUAAACAGGAUGGCAUUAAACAAGGUUUUACUCAGAGUAGGGUUGCACUUUGCGAGAAUGACUUCCGCUGAGCAAUGGGAUUUCCCCCCACUAUCCUACCCUGCAGGCCCCCUCAAUCAAUUUUGAGUUUUCUCCCAAUAACCUGGAGCAGAUUUUGGGAUGGUACACUCAGGGAGAGGAGGGGGGAAGUCCUGCUAUGUGAGUGGGAGUCAUUCCCACUCAUACAUUUUAAUAAGUUGGAUACCACCCACUGAAAUUCAUAAGCAUGACUGUCAUGGACUGGCUGGACACAGAGGAAUGUUAGAAGGCAUCAGCUGGGGAACCUCUAAGGAAAGAAGAAUGGUGGUAGGACAAUGAUGAGUGGUCAGAGGGAGGAGAGGAAGAAGCCAAGGAGGGGGAGGAGUCAGAAGCUGAAGAGGUAGCAGGGUUUAAUGAGCAGGGACAGAGGGAGGCAGAGGGAAGUCUAGAAUCUGAAGCUGAAGGAAGAGAGGAGGGAGGCCAAGAGGCAGAGAUGAGUCAGGCUGCUGAAGAAACCAAGGUGUCUCCCCAUCCUACUGUGGCAAGCUCCCAUCUCCCCCUAGUCUCCCAGGACCAAAAGAGGUAUGAAACAAGAGGAGCAAAGUCAGACAUGCUGGUGGAGUCUUAGGUUGAUUGGGAAAGACCUGGGAGAGGUGGAGACUUAGGUAGCUGUGAGAAGGCAAGGACCUUCAGUCUCUAGAACUGGCUCAGAGGAGCAAGACCUAUUGAAGAAGAGUUUCUCAUUAGAUCUGGCACUCCUGAGCAGAUCCAGUUUAUUCUAAUAAACUUACUUCAUGUGAUUUAUUGCUGACUCGCUCCUGACAAAGACUGUUAGAUUAAUUUCAAUGGGUCAAACUUACCGUAUUUUUCGCCCCAUAGGACGCACCGCCCUAUAGGACGCACCUAGUUUUUUUGGGGGGGAAAUAAAGAAAAAAAAUUUAUUUCCCCCCCCAGGCACGGGGCUGGCGCGGGGGAAGCCGACCCCAGCCCCCAGAACAGCCUGCUAUCUGCAAGCCUAGGGAGCCACACCGGUCUCCCCAGGCUUGCGGACAGCUGUGCAAAGCCCGGGCGCGCUCUUCAGCUUGGUGCCGGGCUCCGGAGGGUCGUGCAGAGCUGCGCAGACCCCGGGAGGGCAGGCAGCUCUGCGCGACCCUCCAGAGGGCGGUGCGUCGCGGCACCGGGCUCCGGAGGGUUGCGCAGAGUUUCCUGAAGCCUGGAGAGCAAGAGCCUCUCGCUCUCCAGGCUUCAGCGAAAGCCUGUAUUUGCCCCAUAGGACGCACACACAUUUCCCCUUCAUUUUUGGAGAGGAAAAAGUGCGUCCUAUAGGGCGAAAGAUACGGUAGUUGAGUGCCACCCUAGUAGAUCUCUUAUGAUCUUAGUUGAAGCAGGUAUUUAGAAAUGAUGGACAGCAUCAGAAAACACACAAAAAAGCACCUGGGGUACUGUAGAGUAAUCCUAACCAUCAUCUCUACCAGCUGGAGGUGGUAAGAGUGGGGUGGAGGAGCCCAAUAGCAGAGAGCUGCUCUGCUUCAGUGGGGGUCACACAUCCAUUCAGUAGCACCCACUAUGCUUGCAGAAACCUCUGUGGCCAUCGAUCUACCACAGCCAGAUUAUCCACCAAUGGUAGCCUAUGAAGGCCCAGAAACAGGGUGUUCCAGCAAUGGAGAAGAGGCAGAUUGGAUCCACUAGAGCCAAAGUGCCUCUGUUUCCCAGAGAAGGUUUGUAGGGGUUCACAGGGAUUUAGUGGAAGGGAUUAUCAGAUAGUGGAGACUCAGCUGCUCUACCUUGCCAGUCAGUUGUGCAAUAAAGGGUGUAAGCAGUCUCUUCUAGCCUGCCCCUUUCUUUACAUGCUCCACCCUCCAAAGCAGAUUUGGGGUGGGAAGGAGAGGGUAUCCUGUUGUGCUCGUGGGCGUUGCAAAUUAAUUGAAUACAGCCCUAUGCUCCUAAUUUCUAACAUGCUAAGUAUUCCUAAAAGCCGCUCCUUUCAUUAAAUGCUUAAAUAAUUGACCACUUUAAAAGCAGCUUGCUAGGUUUCUUGAAAUGGCAUGAGUAGUUAAACCUUCUUGUAGGGCAAAACAGAACAAAUGCACAACUCUUUUUUUUGUCUCUAAUCUUUAAUAAAAGAUUGCACUGCACUUUAGAGCAUUCACUUGAUCUUGUUAAUUUCAAAGCAUUCUUAACGUUCAUUUUUAAAUGCUUGUCAAAAGUACAGCUUAAUUGCUCAUGAAAUGCCUUUUAAGUGGGUAUUAUGAAAAGUUUUAAAAAUGACAAUUUUGCUUGAAGAAUGAGCAAAUUCUUAAAAUAAAUUGUUAGUUAAUUACAAACCUGGAUUUAUCUGCCCCUCAAAAUCAUUGCUGAUAAGAUCUGGACAGAGCCAAUAGCUUGGCAGCAAGACUGAGUCAUAAUGGGUUGUAUCCAGGGUUUGUUUUUUCUCUAUUAUUUUUAUUUUUUUACACUCAUGUAAGGUGGAACACCCCAUUUUUGCUCCCCCUCCCCACAGCUGUUACUUAGGAUGUGGGGAGCCUUCCAGAACAAUGUGGAAUAUGACAUACACAGCAGUAGAAGACAGGAGAGAUUAUGACAAACUGGAUUCACCAUCUUGCAUGGGUUUAAGUUUUUUAUGCUAGCAUAAAACUGUAAUUGGAGAGGAAGAACCCCAUGAGUCAAGGCUCUGUCUGAUUAGCUAUUUGCAUGGAUUGCAUUUUUUUAUUAUUUCUGAAUAACAGUUAACUGUAUGAUGGAGAAGAGAGACUGUAGUUGAAAAAUAACAAGGACAGGAAAGGGAAUUUUGAACCCAGUAAAAGCAAAAUAGCUUCUAAGAUAGACAGAGAAGCUCUAUCCAGGGUUGGAACUCUUCACCAUGUUUAAAGGGUGUCAGGUAGACUUUGCUUUAAGAGUGUGCAUGCAGAUCUUAGUAGCUGUCAUAGAGCCAUGAUAGCUACCUAACUGGGAAUAUGCAGCCAUCUGUGUGUUUGAGUAGCAGGAGGAAGAAAAGCAUCCCAGCCAGUGAGUGAAGCAUGCAGAAUAGACAGUCAUUCCCUGAGCACUUAUUUUCUGGCUUUGCAAUCCUUACCUGUGAAGUAGGUAUUUGCUUAAGGCCUAGGAUUCUUGGGUCCAAGCUCUCAAUAUCCAAUGGUGCUAUAAAGGCUCACUUUGAAAUAUCUUUAUCAAUCUCUUGUUAUCCUUAGGAUCUUCCUUCAUCUCCUUCAGUUGCCUUCAUCUUCCCUCAAUUUACUAAAUUGAGAUUGCAAGCUCUUCUAGGCAAGGACUUGCCUGUUGCUUAUGCUACUUUGUAAAGUGCCAUGCACAGUGAUGGGAGUGCUAAAAAUAGCUUGUAAAUUAUAUUCUAGUCAAUUAAUUAAUGAAAGCAGCAGAAUGCAUUGUCUCAAAAGCAGAUUGGCUGACAGCCCUCUAGCUAAAACUCAUGAACUUGGGGAAGGCACAUUAGACACAAGGGUUAGAUAAAUGUUGGACUAGGCAAAUGGGCUUACUUCUUUUAACCUCAAACUAUUGAGGAUGCAGGGACGCGGGUGGCGCUGUGGGUAAAACCUCAGUGCCUAGGACUUGCUGAUCGUAAGGUCGGCGGUUCGAAUCACCGUGGCAGGGUGAGCUCCUGUUGUUCGGUCCCAGCUCCUGCCCACCUAGCAGUUCGAAAGCACCCCUAAGUGCAAGUAGAUAAAUAGGUACCGCUUUAUAGCGGGAAGGUAAACGGCGUUUCCAUGUGUGGCACUGGUGCUGGCUAGCCAGUUGCAGCUUUGUCACACUGGCCACAUGACCCGGAAGUGUCUUCAGAUGGCGCCAGCUCCCGGCCUCUUGAGUGAGAUGAGCGCGCAACCCUAGAGUCGGUCACGACUGGCCCGUACGGGCAGGGGUACUUUUACCUUUACCUAUUGAGGAUGCAUCAGGUUGUACCAGUAAUAUGACCCAUUGAUGUACUUCCUGAAGAAUGCUGUGGAAAAGGAGAAUCAAACAUGUAAAAGUUAAAAUUAACUAGCAGGAAGGACAUUUCCAAAAAGUACAAAGUGACUCAGAAAAUAGAGGUAGUUUGAGAGAAUGAACAGAACUUUUCAGCCAAACUUGUCCGUCAUCUGAACAAUGGCCCCAAAUAUUCCAAAGGAGCCUCUGAAGAGCUUUCCCCCAAAGUCUUCAGGGGAAUGAGGUGGGGAAAUUGGAUGCAUUUAUCUUCUUCACUGAUCAGCCAGUGGGCAGCAGAGAGUGCAGGAAGAAAAGAGGUUGGAAGGUGCACGUAAUCACCGCUGAUGAGAGGCUGAACAAUUGUCUGGCUUUAGCUAUAAUACAGAAUAGGGCUACCAAGUCUAUAAAAGGUAUUUCCUUUGUACCUAUUGCACAAUGGCACAGAAUCUCCUUCAUUAACAACUUCGGACAAGAUUGCUCUGAUGGCAUUUGCAAUCUCCUUCUUUUAAACGCUUAGGACUGUGUUCUUGAGGAGGGGGUGUAACACUUCAGAAGUUUGAGAGUUUACUGAAAGUCCCUCCUGCAGUAUUGCACCUUGCACCCCAACAUGCUGCUUAUUAGAUUAUAUAAGGCUGAUAAGCAGCAGCAUACACAGAGUUCCUUACAAGGAAGCAUCCAACUGGUAUAGUAAACAAACUGAUUUGGGGAAGGCCCAGAACUCAUUGAUUUUGAGGAAAAACAGGGGCCUUCUCUGCAAGCAGAACUUGCAAACAGAAGGCCCCAGGUUUAAUCUCUGACAACUCUAGGUAGCGCUGGAAAUGGCCCCUGUCUCAGACUCUGGAGGCCACUGCCCACCAGUGUUGACAAUACUGAGCUAGAUAGACCAGUUGUUUGACUCAGUGUAAUGCAGCUUCCUAUGUAUUUUUAAAUUGUUAGAUUGAUAGGCUUGGUUGUGGUCUACAACACCUAACUUCCCAUCACCAGCAUUGAUGCAGCUUCCUAGAAGGGAAAGGGGCUAGGCAGCAGAGAGGUUGGCACAGUGCACCGCAUUGACCUCAUUACCUUCUUUCAUCCCUCAACACUGGCCAUGGUGACUGGGGCUUGGAGUCCAGCAACAUCUGGAGGGCCACAGGUUUUCCAUCCCUAACAUAAAGCGUCUCUGGUUUGUUUAAGGAGUCCUACAAGUAUUUCAGGAAGCUGUUGGGCUCCAUGUCAGCCCCAUUAGCUUGCAAGGGUUAAAGAAUAUCCCAUUACAAGUGUCAGCCAGCGUUUGAAAUCUGCAAGCCCAGGGAAGCCCUUGGCUGAGAGCCAAUGAAGGCUCUGCAUUACUACCAUUUCCAUUUAGCUUUAUUUAUUAUUAUUUCAUGGACGUUUUCUACUAAUGAACCAUCACUUUCAUUUCUGCCCAUCAUAAUUACACAAUUACCUAUCCUGGAAGUAUUUAGUAAUAACAUUCCUGACCAUAAAUUUGACUCACUCUUUUAAAUACCGUCAUAAUUCAGUUUUAAUGAAAGCUUGAGUAUGCAAAAGAAAAUGGGCUUUAGUGGAAGUAUAGACAGCAAAGCACCAUGUUACAGAGUAACCAACCCCAUACUCCUUUCUCUGUGGUUAAUGAGUUGUAGUGUGUAAUUUGAAUAAGCAAUGACCCCUUGGAUUUGUUUAAUUAUGAAUGUUGGGAAAGGCUCUAACUGAAUGGGUGCUCCAGGGAAUUAUAUGAAAUUGUAUGGAAGUCACUAAAAGGCAUGGUUUUCCAAAAUGGUAUGUCUUGUCAUUUGAGGGUUUUGUGGUGUGGUGUUGCAAAGAGUGGUGAAACUAUGGAGGGAAUUGCAACUGAUCAUUGCACCAUGAAGCUGACUGAAAAGACGUGUCAUCAAUUUAGACAAUUUAGGCAUGAGAAACAGUUUUGAUUUUGUUUGCACUUUUAGGGGGAAAUGUGGAUUAAAUUGUGUGUGUGUGCGUGCAUUAUUCAGUGCAAAAAUACGUAUAAUAGUUAAAACUGCAUACAAAAAAGUGUUCAUUAGAAGAAAGGAAUGCUAAAAUGCGGGUGAAUUUUCAAGAGGGUGAUUUUUUUUUUUAAAAAAAGAAUCCAAAUUGCUGUGGAAAUUUGGAGAACUUAAUUUAAGAUUGGGAAACUGGGAAAUUGACAUAUUUCUCCAUCUCUAAUUCUCAAAUAAUAGUUGGAGGAUUGGAGGUGAGCCAUGGGCUCCUCUGUUCACCCUCUCCCUUAACUAAUCCCCCCCUUCUUUCUCAUAUGAACAAUAGUCUUUGGACAUUUAAGGAACUGAUUUGAAUCACUCAUUCUUUGUUUGCUUAGUUCAUUUACAUAAUGUUUGAACAUUGGAAGAAAAUGUCAAAGGGGAUGUAAUAUUGAGCUCACUGAUCCUGUUGUUUAAUGUGGAUAGUAAUCUUCCUGUACUUCUGUUAAUUUUCUGUUGUCCAUAUGAUGUUGUCUUCCAAAACACAGCCAACCCACACUUCCCCUUCCCUCAAUCUAGAUUUUCUCAUACUCUCUCACUUUCAGAGUAUCCCAAGUAUAAGAAAGUCCAGACUGAGGGAGGGGGAAGAGUUGGGAAGGCAGUAAUUUGGAGGAGAACAUCAUAUGGACAACAGAGAAUGAGUGGAGGUACAGAAAGCUUACUGUUCAUGUUAAACAGCAGUAUGGAUGAGCCCAAUGUAUCUGUUUUUUAAAGAUCCCACCACUGUGGGAUCAAAUGAGUGGUUUUAUGUGCAAAGGCUCAUGCCCUAAGCUCUGCCUUGCACUUUGUCUCUUGGGCAAGUUACUUGUCAUUUGUGACUAGCCAGGCCCCAACAGCAGCCAUUUUGUGGUGGUGCCUGCAUCAAUUUUUUGAAUUUCCAGAUAUGACCACAAAUUCCAAAAAGAUAGCUGCUCCUUUUAUGCAAAUGACUACUCAAAGGCAGUUACAUCUAAGCAAUCUCUCUUUCUGAGGCAAGUGAAAUACAGUUAAAUCCAACGUAUUUGCACCUUUACAAAAUGUUGGAUACCAUAUUGUGAGAGAAAUUACUACUUAAAUGGGAGCAGAUAGCCCUUGAAUGAUAUCUGUAUUGUGAGACAGAAAAGUAACUGCUCAAAUGAAAGACUCUCUGAUGGUAAUAAAAGGCAAAUCUUUGAGCUGAAGAAAGGGUUCCCAGUUGAGUUUCCAAAGUCAGUCUCUAGACUGUUUUGUUUGGUAUGUUUGUUGACAACUUUAGUGAGAAAAGGAAGAAUGUGUCAAUGAAAUGGCAAUUAGAUGGAAAGAACAGUCAAUUCAGCUGAGAAUUGGGAAAGUAUACAUAAUGUAUUGGAUGAUUCAUGAACUGCACAGCAAAAAUUUAGUAGGGCAAAGUGCAAAAUCAUGAGCUUCAGAGCACUCUUGGUACCUGCCAGAAAUAACGUAUUGACCUGAGCCGAGGGUCUCGGGUCAACAUGCAUGACAUCUAUGAACCACUGAUGUGAUGCAUUAUAAGGAAAAUAAAUACACUGCUAGAUGUAAUACAGGAUCCUGUUUUAGUCAUCCAUCUCAAAAAAGGAUUUUUAAACAAUGGAACAUUUCCUGAAGCUGCUAGGCCAAACUACUUAAUUUAGCUUCCAUUAAUCUUUUUUAAAAAACCUUGCACACUGCCUAAAUUUUACCUCCAGCUCUCUUAACACAGAAAUGGCCUGACGUCUCUUUCGUCUUGUUUCCUACCUACCAAAGGGCCUGUGUCUUUUGCCUAAGGUUGGAGACAUGCCUGGGUAACAGCUGGAUUUUCUAUUCCUGAAGAUAAGGUUUCAGCCAUUGGAUUUCCUUCUUGCCAUGAACAGAAGUGGCUGGAAGGGCAGAGCAGCACCAUGCAACAGCCUCCUAGCAGAGGGAUCAAUGCCACUUACCAGGAUGGAGGGGCAGAAGGACAGGGUGGCACUGAGUUCAGGGUGGCAUGGACACACUAGUGCAUCUGCAUUGCCCAGCCUGGCUGUUGUCCUGCCCCUACCCUUCCUGCUAAGUGAUGCCACAACCCUCAGCACCACCUUGCUCUGCCAGUAGCUACUACCCAGCAGGCCUAAGUGCAACAUACAUGGAACCUAUGGGAGACUCAUUUGAAUGUCUUCUAAAUUCUUCCACAUCCCACUGGUGGGUGCACUAGCAGAGCCAAUCUGGCAUUCCCAUCUUGCCAUUGUUCCUGGUAAGAGGCAAUGAUGUUGCUACUGGAAGGCUGUUUCUGCAGUGCCACCCUGCCCUGCCAGCUGCUUCUGCCCAGCAACUUAGGUACAACCUGAUCAGCAUCUCACAAAGCUUUCCUUGAAUGUUUGCUGCCAUAGUCCACUCUGUAUCCAUGGCUUCACUACCUGCCAGGUUUUUCCUUUCCAUUGCUUGCCUAUUUUACCAUCUAACCUAGGAGCGUUCAAUGUGUUGACUUUCCAGCGGUUGUUGGAUUACAACUCCCAGCAGGCCUAGCCAGCAUGACACAAUAGCCAGGGAAGAUGCGAACUGUAGUCCGACAGCAUAUGAAAGGCACUGUGUUGGCUUUCCCUGACUGAGCCUGUUGAAAGGUUUUGGAGAACCUGAAAGUGUGAACACAGUUUUCUGAUACGUAGGUUGGUCUAAUAAACUGUUGUCUUAAAAUGGAUUUUGGAAUGAAAGGAACAGGAAUGUAUGACAAGAAUGGGAUAGUUUUGUUGGUGAGUGAAUGGUGUGCACUAGUUCCUCUCAUCCAGCCAGGCUUCCCUAACUAGUUGGUUUCCAACAUCUAGAAGUCAUUAGAACAUAAGAAGAGCCUGCUGGAUGAGGCCAACGGCCCACCUACACAAGCAUCCUGUUCUCACAGUGGUCAUCCGGAUGCCCAAAACAGGAUCCGAGUGUAACAGCACUCUUCCACAGUUGUGAUUCUCUGGCAUUCAGAAACAUGUUGCUUGACAGUAGAGGCAUAACAUAGCCACUGUGUCUAGUCACUGCAGGCAGCAACCAUUUUAGACACAUCUGAUAUGUGUGCAACUAUACACACACAUCUUGCCGAACAUAGAAGUGGCCCCAAAAUGUCACCAAAGGGCCACAAAGAAGGGCAGCGCAGGGGUGGAAGAGGGUAUUUGCAUGCUUUUCAGUGGUGUUUCAAAUAUACGUGGUUCCCCACUUCUAAUCUACAAGAUGUGACCCGUCUGGAAUGGGUGUGUACAUUUUUGUGGUUUGUAACACAUUAGAUCCAUGCAGCUAGAUGCAAUCUAGAAAUUAUGUCAAGGGCAUCAUACAAAUGAGCUCUUUCCAAUCAAAACCUUUCGCAGAGAGGUCUUUUAAUGGGCAUGGGUUCCACCUUUAGAAUUAAAAAAUUUUAUACACAUCCUAACAAGUUAUCUCCCUUGAGUACAUUUUACCUUGCCUGGAUUUUCUUAUUAUUAUUAUUGCAAGUGCCAGCUGUUCUUUCAGAGUCAACAGAGCUCCAGCUGUCCAGUGGCAAUCUGUGAACGGUUAGAUUUCUGUACUGCUUCUAACUUGUUGCUGAGAAAUGACAACCUUUUCCUUGGAUCUUGUAUACAGUAACAUCUUUGAACAGACAGGACGGGUCCAGCUUGGCAUUUUGUACUCUGAGGCCUGAUCAUUCCUCUAGAAUGUAUCACCAUAUGUUCAGCAUCGUAAGGCCCAUUUGCUGCUGCUGUAACACAAACACACAAUCCCCUUUGACUACCACAUUCGUGUGUAAUUUGCUGUGCCUUUCUUCCUUGCAGUGCACAUAGAGCCUGGCACAUGCGAAGUCAUCGCUGCUCACAGGUGCUGCAAUAAGAACAAGAUUGAAGAGCGCUCACAAACAGUGAAAUGUUCCUGCUUUCCAGGUCAGGUGGCUGGGACGACACACGCUGCUCCUUCAUGUGUAGACGGUAAGUGAGCAGGUCUCUCUGUAAAGUGUGCAUUUGCGUUUGGAAAUUGCUGUUGAAUGGAUUAAGAGUUCCACCCCUAGCUCUGGAGCCUUAAUUCUAGUUAGGUGCGCCUGCUGGGAGAUUUACAUUGGAUACUUCUGGCUUCGUAGUUUAAGCAAAAUCAGCUGUAUAUUUAGCUGCAAUCAGAAAUAAUCUUCUGCUCUUACCGGGUUCUUUAUGAAAGCACAACACACUUUUCAAAUGGGUAGAAUUUAUUAUUAUCAUUUGACAGCUGAUGGAUGUGCAUUUGAGAAACCAGCCCUGACAGCUUGAUUCACUUUGAAUAAAGUUACAUUCAAAUAAACGUAAAUAUCUUCAGGAUCAAGAAGUUAGUAAUUCAGCCAUCGUCACCAAGCAAGCCAUGUCAGUCCAGGUUUGCACAGCUUCAAAUCACUUUGUACAGUAGUCAGCAAUACUGCCUAAGUGGCGGUCCUAUUUCUUACCCCGGUUUUGAAUUUGUGCCAGCACCAAAACAUCAGUGUGGGGUGCAGACACCACUUGGGGGCAGAGAGAGAUAGUUAAGGCUAACACAGCAAUCAUGACCCACUUCAGUGGGACUUACUUCUGAGUACACAUUGUUAGGAUUACAACCUAACAUAUGAAAAUGGUUGAGGUCUUGGGCUGAGCUGCAUGUUCUUCAGCGAACAUUUUUGGUGCAAAAAGGGGCACAACAACAACUUAUUAAUUCCACGUUCCCUUCAAGGAGCUUAAUGUGGCAUGCAUGGUUCUCCCACUUCCCCUUUUGUCCUCACCACACCCCUGUAUGGUAAGCUAGGCUAGGCUGAGAAACAGUGACUGGCUUAAGAUCACCUAGUGAGCUUCAUGGGUGAGUUAGCAUUUGAACCCUGGUCUCCCAGGUCCCAGCCUGAGACACUGACCACUACACCAUCUCCAAAGGCUUUUUUCUUUCACACUGGUUCCCUACUCUUGACAUCUGGAGUUUGCUUCUCCCUAUUAAAGCUGCCAUUCCCCCCUCAUGUUUCUGAACUUGUAACAAAAGCCACAACACCAUUGUAGGAGCAGAGACUGAAGGCAGACUGGUAGAACAUGGGGAACUAUGUAUGCUGUCUCAGGGGAACAGAGUCAUGGAGCCCAUCAUUACUGUUUGCUAAGAUUUGGAAUUCAUUCACUCUCAAAAAUGUCCCGUUGAAGUAACUCUUUAGUUGUUUCAUUUUCACAGUCUGGGUACAGCAGUCAAGAGGGCACAACUUGGGUUUUGAACUCAGUUUGCCUCAUCCAGAUCUAAGGCUCUGUCCACUGGCUGCACAUGGGGACCUUCUUGGAGCGAUGUGUUUUCAGGCAUAUCUUUGCAACCAUUCUUUAAACUUCUCAGGAUAAUUCAUUGUUAGGUAAUUGAUUUGGGAUUCAGUGCUUGUGAAAUUCUAGACUAGUGGACCACCUCUGUUUUUGACUGCGAUGGAUAUUGGCAUUGGCCAGACAUGCUCGUCCUAGAAAACUGAGACUCCUGCUCUUCCUGGAAAACCGAGACCACCAACACUUUUGCUGCUAAAGGGAAGGGAGUCACAUGCGGGAUAGAAGUCAACAAGACUGACCUUUCCCAUCAUUUUUGUCAAUAGUACAGUAGGCUAUAGACAGCCCUCCCAUGGGUCCCAUAGAUCCUUACUCUUAUAUCCAAAAUGCUUUUUAAAAAAAUAAAGGAAAUUGGUAUAUAAUUAAAAUUUUAAGUGCUCUUCUUCCUCCCUUCUCCCUCGCAAAACAGGGCCUACAUUGCUGGAGAAUACAGAUCAUGGAACUCCAGCAUAUAUGAUAGGUAGGGGAUGUGGCACAGAAGGAACCACUGGGUUAUUUCAGAAUUCUGUAGCUCCAAAGGUUUUUAACAUAAUCGCGGCUCGGUUAAUUGGUUAAGUGUGGCACUGUUGUCAAUUUAUUUAUUUUGCAUUUCACCCUUCAACACGAAGGUUCCAUACUUAUUCAGAAAGAUAAAUCAGAGAUUUUAGUAAGACUACUUAGAGAUAAAUGACUUGUGGGUUGAUUUGCUCAGUUUCAAACUCUGAACCAAUAUUUAAUGCUCUUGUAUGAAUGUUCCUUAGUUUAACUCUGAAAGGGGCUCACUUUACAAGGCUCUGUUUCCUUUAUUUUAUUUUUUAGUCAGCAACCAAGUAACCAAGACUGGUUCUAAGGUCUAUUAUUUUUAUUUUUAUUUUACCUAGAAAAACCUAUUUCUGCAAUGUAAGUGCUACCAGCAUGAAUAAGAACAUGCCAUCUAAUCACCUGUGCAAAGCACUAACCCACCCACCCCCAUCUAUAUUUUAUUGAGCUGUGUCAUUCUGGAUCUAUCUGAAGUGGCUGGAAGCCUCUGCUGGUGCAUUAUUGAUCGGCUUGGCAGCUUGGCUGGUGCAAAUGGAUUUGUACAUGAUGCCAAGAAACUACUUAAAAAACACAGGAUACAAUUCCCAUGAAAGGCUGCAUCCCCAAGCAGCCUCACAAAGGUGCUUCUUAUUUUGUGAACAAAGCAGUUUCCCUGAAAUUAUCCACUGGAAUUUCACAGAAAUUAUCGUGCCCACAUCAGUUGCAGCCCAGACAUAAAGUUCUUAUGGAUGCUCAACAUACCUCAGCAAUUAAAAGUGCUAAGAAAGCAGAAAAAGAUUUCUAAUACAAUAUAUAAUAUGGUUCAUAUCUCCCAGUCACCUCAUCCUUCAAACCACUGGUUGAGCUAUUACUUCUGGGAAUGAUCAGAAUCAUUUUAACUGCUUAGGUGAAAGCUGUCAGCAAUACAGGUUCUAGGAAGGAAGUGGAAGUCUAGCUUGGGUUAACAACAAACUUCACCCAUGGCCAGCCCCCCCCCCCAAUCCCCCUGCUCACUCAAGACUUUCCCUGGCUAAAGGUGGACUUUUCGUUAUAGCAAUCAUUCUAUCACACAAUCACCCUAUCUUGAAAAAACAGUCUCUAGUGUAACAUGACCACAGAAGAGUCAAUUAUUAGUACUGUAUCUUGUAUUGUGGGCCACAGUUAGACUCCACCCCUUGGACUUUGCUCUGCUUUUCAGUUUCACUUUCAGUUGUGUUCUCACAGCCAGCAAAAAAGAAGCAUGUUUGUUUGCCUGCAGUAAGAUAUAAGUUUGUUUAUUCUGUGGUUAUGAUGAGCAGGGGAGAAUUGGUUCUCAUCGCUGAAAAGGUGAACUUACCAUUCAAAAGCUUUCUCAAAUGUUUAUCAAGCAUUUUUAUAAGUUUACAAAAGGAAGCAUAUUGUGCAGUAAAUACAGUACACAGUACUACAAAUUUAAAGACUCAGACACAUGGACUUCAACAAGAAAUUUAGGCAUAUUAUUCUGAAUCACCGUUCUCCCUAAUGUUGCACUGCAGUAUGCUCUUGCUUGAUUCUAAACCUGGUUUUAUUCUUUUCGUAUUGCAGUUUUAAAACUUUUUUUAAACAAUAACAAAAACAUGCUCCAUAUUUGUUUAUAGUUUCUUAGUUAUAGCACAAACUUUUGCUUGCAUUGCAUUUUCUGGUGUUCGUUUGGCAGUCAUCCUGGUGUUCUUACUAAAUUUUCUGUUAACUUGGCCUUUACAUAGCCCAUUAUGUGAAUUAACACACUCUGCAUAGAUGAGUGUGAGAGGAGGUCAUUGCCUCUCCCUUCCCCUGGCCUGGCCCUCACAACUUCCACCAGUGAAUAUGGGCACAGGGUUGACUGGUGCUAUAUGUGCCUCCAUGGUCCAAUAAAUGCCCCACCUAGAAAUGUGAAUGCCCCACUUAGCUACAGGACCACCUCUUCCCAGAGAAAUCUGGAAGUUGUAGCUCUGUGAGACGAAUGGGCAUCUCAACAGCAGCUCAGCACUCUUCACAAACUUUGGUUCCAGUGAUUCUUUAGGGAAAGCCAAGGCUGUUUAAAGUGGGAUGAUACUGCUUUAAAUGUGUUGUACAUAUGGGACCUAAAUGACAUCAUUCCUCACUUCCAUACUGUCUCAGAAUAGCAGAAGGACUAUUCACUUGACCUGAAAUGUUCCCAUUACAUAAAAAGCUGUCUUAUAUUGAGUUAGACCAGUGGUCCAUCUAGCGCAGUAUAGUUGACACUUACUAGAUACGGCUGUGAAGUGUUUCAAAGAUGUGUCUUUCUGCCUCAAGACGCCAGAUACUGAACUUGGGACCUUCUCUGUGGAAAACAGACCCUUUGUCUCACAGAGUUAUGGCCGCUUUCCUCAGUUAGUUAGAUCACCUUCCAAAUAAACUGGGAUAGUGGUUCUACCACAUCAUUUGCGAUGCAAGUAGCACCGUUGUAAAACAUUUUUUUAAAAAAACAACAAGACAAAAGCACUUAUUCAGAUUACAGAGAGUUCUCUGUCAGGAGAGUCUUCUUUUCACUUUGCUUCAAGGCUCUUUUCAGUUGAUUUACAUCAACAGCCGGUUCUUGCAGGGCAGUGCGGGUAGAUGGAAGAAGAGUUCCCUUCACUCACCACAGAAGAGAGGUUCUGAAUUACCAGUGGAUUUGGCACAACAAACUCUGGCUAUUUCUGGAUUUGGGGAAAAAGUAAUUGGCUCAGAGAACAAAAACUUCAUCCCCUCAGUGAAAUGGGCCUUCUCUUUUCCCAGUAGUGGAAACCUGCUGUUUGAUUGGCAACUCCCAGCCUCUGAACGAGUGAUAUCUCUUCUUCUAUGCAUCCUGAAGAAUUAAUGUGCAGAACUAGGAAGUUUUUUUCAUCUCCCGAAGUACAGCCCUACUCCUGCAUGAUUUUUAGAUUGGCCUCAAAAGCCCUGCUCCCAAUUUCUCCACCAUCUGAAACAAGGCAGGGGGUUGGGUCUUUUCAGCUGAGGCACCACACCUUUACAAUCCCUUACCAGGAAAGUUUCCUUGGUGCCAUUUUAAUAUUCAUUCCAGGUUUUCUUUCAGUGCCAGCUGAAAACCUGUUUGGAGUCCCAGGAUUUUGCAGUUUUUAUCUGUUUUUAGUCUAUUGUUAUUUAACUUCAUGAAAAAAAACUGAAUUAUUGUUCUAUUUCUUCUUGAUAAUUUUGUUUUAUCUGUUUUAUAAACCGCCUUGAAGCUUUUUUUAACAACCAAGUUGAAUAUAAAGUUUAUGAAACAAAAAAUAUCUCAGCAAUAUAUAUAAUUUAACUGCUUGCUGUGAAUUCAUUUUGAUUGUUAUUUGCUGUGUAUUUACAGUUAUGUAAGCUGCUCAGCGAGCUUUGGCUGGAUGGUAGCUGACAAAUAGUUUAAAUAAAAUAAAUAAAUAAAUUAAUCAGUCUUGUGUACUUGGGCUGUGAACUAGAAUUGUAUCAACAUUCGCGGAAGUAUUUACCCAAAUUGCACCUGCUACUCACUCUGGACAAGUUCCAGGACCCAGUGGUGUCUUUCAUAUGUAAUGUUAGCCCAAGGAUGGAGAACUUAAGGCCCUGAAGAUGUUAGACUCCAACUCCCAUCAUCCCUGACCAUUGAUCAUGCUGGCUGCAGCUGAUGGGAGGUAGGGAUCCAAGAACACCUGCAGGUCCAUGUGUUUCCCAUGCAUCAUUUCCAUGGAUAUUCCUGUCCUGUUGUGAGAAUGUAUGGUGGCACCUAGGCAUCCUAGCUGCUUUGAUUUCCUCUUAUAUAUUUUUUUUAAAAAAUGGAUGAAAAGCUCUUGGAUCACCUUGUGUAGUUGUAAGUUUACUAAGUACACCAAUCCUGAAAGUUGUUCUCCUUUGUCCCAAAGGCCUCCUGAAAUCACCAAAACGUUUUGGCUGGGUGUAAAUAUUUGAAAGAAAUCUAGUCUUAACUAUGGUUGGUUUAAACAAGCCAGGAGCAAACCAUGGCUUAUGAUCCAGGUUUGUUAACAAACCAGAAUCUAAACAGUGUUCUCCCAGCUGGGAUGUAAUGCAAGGUUUUGGCUAGUUUAAAACUGGAAGCUAAAGUGACUAUGCUGGGAGAAGAAAGUGGAGAAUGUGAACCUGAGGUUCACAGCUGCCUGUGCAUGACUGGGCCAGUCUCUUCCUUCUUCCAAGUCUUUCCAUUUCUUUUUUCUUAGCCUUUCUGUUGUCCUGAGUUGAGAAUAAGAUGACAGGCCAAGCAAAAUCAGGCUCUGCAGUUUUGGUCUCCUACUUUAGCCCAAUGUCUAAGGUCAGAAAGAACUUGAGAGAAGCAGACCUCGCUCUGAUUUUAAAUUAGGGCCCUGGCACCAUUAGGUACAACAUCUCUGUUUCAGUUAGCCUCUCAAGGUUGCUUGCUCUUGCCCAUUUGUCAUUAACAUGUAUUUUGUCUUUGAAACUGUCAGGAGCCAGGGAAGCCCUAAUUCACCAAGACAACUCUUCCCACUGAUUCUGUCGUGGUGUGCACUUCAUGCCAAGCUCAUUCAAUCCCCACACCUCCCUUUUGAACGGAACACUGCUGCUCUUUCAUUACAUUUCUUCCUCUCUGGCCCUGAAUGAUUUACCUGAUGAUCCUUCUGACUUUGGUCAUGUUUGUGGCAGAACUUGGGUUGAUAAUGAGAUGAGCUUUUCUUAUGACCUGUGCCUUCAGAUUAUUCCAGUGUUGCACUGCAGGUUGGCAUGGCAGAUGGCCCCUAUAGUGGGUAGAAAAACAACUGUUAAAAUAUGCUUUGGGGCUGCUUGGUUCGAUUGUAGUACCAGCCAGCACUCCAUCCUUGGGAUGUGUGAAGAUGCAGUGAUGCCCCUGUGCCAUUUUUUUAAAAAAAACGUGUUUAAGAGGUUAUUUUGUUUUCCUGCUAACCAUGCUGCCUUAAAUGUGCAUCUUGCAUUUGAUCUUAGUUAGUAUUGUCUUAUUUUCAUAUUUUGCAAUGUUGUGUUUGAUGCUUUAUGUUCAAUUGUAAACUGCUUGGAUUUUUUUGGAUAUUAAGUGGUAUAGAAAUUCAUAAUCAUAACAACAGCAACAACAACAUGAAUGAAUGAAUUAAAACACUUGAGUGUUCAUAUUGGUCUACUCUGGAGCUGACCUGAUAACAUUUAAGAUUAUGGACAACGUUUCUUUCAGUUUCUGAUUAUAUUGGGGCCUUUUGCUGCCACAAAGAGAUGAUCCACUUCACUGACUGCAUACACUUUCUCCUGAGGAGUAAAUAACUGUAGUGUCCAGCCUGGUGUCGUUGCUUUGCUUUGCUUUUAAAGUCCUAUGCCUUUCGUUUUCUCCUAGCCUCAAUAGUGCUUCAGAAGUGGUGGUGCCAAAUGCAACCAUGUGUAGAAGGAGAAGAGUGUAAAGUGCUACCAGAUUUGUCCGGAUGGAGCUGCAGUACUGGAAACAAAGUAAAGACCACCAAGGUAUUCCUAAUCCAAGAUGGGUGAGAGAAGGCCGAGUCCAAUAAUGCUCCCCCUCUCACCCCCCCGAGGGCAAUGUUGUGAUCCUUUUUAUGAGAUCCACAUAGUGCAUGAUUUUGUGAAUGACAAUUGUGAUGCUUUGAAUCUAUUUCAAAUAGUUGACUCUGUUUCAUAAUAUCUGGCAGGCCAAGUAAACAACAGUAUGUACAGGGCAUAUAAUGGUUCAAGAGCCCCACAAUGCAUCUUGUCCAUUCCUGACCACCUAGCAUAAAGAUCUCAGUUCAAAGUGAUUUCAGAUAAGUGACAAUGGAUAUCUGACUUCUUUGUGUAUUUGUUAGGUAGUUGCUAUAUACCUAAAAAAGGAUCGCCAUGGCCAGUGCAAUGGCAGGAGGUUUGGGAAGGGAAGAAGAGAAGAAGCAGCUGUAUGUCAGGAAGGCAGUGGAGAUCCACAGCUUACACUGCAGCACGUUUUAAGAGACCUCAAGACAGUUUCAUGCGGCAAAAAAAUCAAAUUAGAUUACAUGGAGAUAGGAACCACAAGACUCUUCAUACACCUACCCGAGAUCCUAGUCCAUCAAGUCUGAAGCUACUCUGAGAGUGCCAUUGUUGCUUCAGUUACAGGGUUGUUUAGUUCCUUAUAUUUCAUUUUUUAAAUUUAAAUGUGAUCAAAACAUGUAAUUGGAACUACUUUUUCUAAUGCUCGGACACACAUUCUGAACAAAGCCAUUUUUGUUCAAAAUGGGAAUUUUUCUGUUUAUUACUCAAAAGUGGGAUGUGCAACACAAUGUAGUGUGAUUGCUCCAGCAGUGUGAAGUUCCAGCCAGUCAGGCCAUUUUCCAGGAUACUCCUUUCUAUUCCCCCCACCCCUGAUUUUCUCUUCUACCCCCACCCCCAACAGAUGCUCAGCAUUCUGCGUUUACUGAGCAGGAUCGGUCCUUCUUCUGCUGUUCGGGGGGGGGGGUUGACCCUUUAAGUUUCCCCCCCUUAGUACUGUUAUACCACAUCCCAAUCUGAGUGGUGUGCAAUUCCAGAGAUGCCAGGCACGCCCCCAAGAGGGUCUCUUGCUUCUCUCAUAGUCUUAGAUCCAAAAUAGCAAAAAGCCAUGCUCUCUGUCCCUUUUUCUGCCUGUCAGCCCACUUGGUGCUCUGACUCCACUUUCUCUGCAGCUUGCAAACUCCAAACUGAUCUUCCUGCUCGCUUAUGUCAGGUCAAACUGACACACAGCUGGAGGAGGAGCUCCCUUCCCCUUGCUGUCUGGCACUGAAUUUCCUGAUGGCCCAUCUUUUGUAAGGUUUAAGGCUUGGCCAUCAUCAGCUUUGUUCCGCCAGUGACCCACACUCAGCUAGCUAUGCCAGGCUGGACUGGCUAGUUAGUGUAUGCUGAACCCAGCAGUGCUUGGCACAGUUUAAUCAAACCUUGAUUAAUUCCAACUUUUACUAAAUCCAGGAAUUAUGGGGAGGAUCUGGCACCUAGGAAUUUAGGGGAUCCUUGCCCCCCAAAAAACUUACAACAGUACUACUUGUGCUUCUUCAAACCUUGGGGAAACCUGAAUACACACUGAUACCCCACUCUUCUUUCUAUGUGGCCCCAUUUUUGUGCGGUCCUGUUGGCAGGUUUUAUUUGCUAUUAGGAGUGAUUUGAAAGUGCAGCUUUCAUCAGAAUUUACACAGCAGUAGAAAAGAAAAUUUAGGAGGGAAUUGGGGGAAGUGUGCUCUUUAAAAAGGAACCUUCUCACUUCAUCUGAGUUAAAUAUCAUUUCCCCAGAAGCUCAAAACCUUUUAUUUUUAUCCGCUGGAGAUGACUUCAUUCAAACAAGUUUCUUUCCAGAUUAAUCCUAUAUAUCUUGAAUAGCAUUCAAUAGCAGAGUGACAAAACAAGAAGUGGAUGAGUAGAGUGAGUCAUCAGUUGCAGAGUCAAAGCAAACGUGAGCCGGUAGAUGGAAAUGGCUUUGGGGUCUCCCCUUCUAAUGGGUGUUUAGCAACAGCAUCUUAUGCAAGAGCGGUUAAGUGUGUAGAUGAAACUCCUCCCAGCAUCCCAAGAAAUACAAUAGUGGAGGGUGGUUUGCCUGUAAGAUGCCUGCCAGCCUUGGCUUGUUGCAGCCACUUCCCUCUGCUUUGCAUCACGUUCCAGCCAAGGACUUUCCAGCCUGUCACAGCUCCUCCAGUUGGAGCAAUCAUCUGUGACAGAGAGCUACAUGAUUAUUAUUUUCAUGGCUUGCUGAAUACCCUGAAGAACAAGGUAUAAUUAAAAUUUUAUCAAACUCAUUAGUAAUUACAUGUAUGUCAUGGUUAAUCAGUUGCAUAAUUUUGUAAUCAUUGUUCAUACAGUGGAGCAUAAUUAUUCUUCAGGCUUUGCUUGCUUCGUGCUUCCAUCUCCUUUCCACGCAAACACCCCAUAAAAUUAUCCUGCAAAAUAGCAGCCUGUUGUUCCUUCCUUAUCUUUUACUCGGCAAAUAGCAUGUUCACACUGAAGAGCUUUUAAAAGAAGAAGAAGAGAGGGAGAAAGUAUCAGAGCAGCCUCCGUUGGCUCAGGAAUCAAAAUGCUGCUGAGUAAUCAAUCACAGCAACUUCGCACCACCAACCUUUCUUUAUCUGCUUCCCCUUUGCUUGCUCCCCACUUUUCCUGGCAGUGUUACAAUUUGACAUCAUUCACGUACCCUUUGUGCUCUCAGAAUGUGGAGCACUUGGCAGUAACCCAUUUGGCCCACAGCCAGGCUCUCAUUCUGGCUUCCCCCCUCCAACAGGAAACAAUGCACUUUCCUUCUUGUAGCAUUGCCCCCCCCCAGCUCUAAUGCCUUGAUCCAUCUUUCACAUUCCAGAGACAUACUGCAGAAACCUAACCCAACCCUAGUCUUUAUUGCGUGGGGCAACCCAUGCUCUUGCAACCAUGGGUGUGUAUGUGUGGAGGAAGGGCUUUGGUGCUUAUGUGCCUGCUGCACAGAAAUAGCAGGACAGAAGGAACAAAAUGUAGUCUGAUGAGACUGAAAGGAGGCAGGAAAACAGCAAGUUCUGAGUAGGCUGAAGAAGAGGACAGGUGAUGUAUUCUCUUAGGGCUGAAUGUGAUUUGCAGUGACAAAGAAGAAACCAGUCGUCAUGAAGGCACUGCUCAGUUGAACCUGUUGACACUCCUGCCACCUUCAACAGUUCCUGGAGAACUGCUUCCCAUAUUACUUCUUUAAAGACACAAGCAAUAUAUGUCUGCACUAAGCAUUUGGAUACCAUAGAGCAGGGAUGGGGAACCUGUGGUUCUCCAGAUGUUGUUGGACUCCACUUCCCAUCAUUCCUGACCAUUGGCAAUGUUUCCUGGGGCUGCUGGGAGCUGGAGUCCAUCAAAGGGCCCCAGGCUCUGUAUCCCCGCCAUAGAACAUGAGUACUACCAGACUGGGGAUUAUGGUGUGUUGUUUUUUUUUUUGUGGGUUUUUUUUUUUUUGCAACAUCCACACAAGGUCUAAUUUAAUCUGGAUUUACCCUUUCUGGGGGAUAGCUGAUGAAGAUUUUUUUUAAAAAAUACCCUCUGAUGCCAAUGUCUGGUUUGCAGUAUCUCAGUGACCUGCUUGCAAAGUAAGCAACUGUCUGGAAGCACCCUGUGACUUUUGUCUGGGAAAUGAAUGAGGGUUUGCCCUUCCUUAUCUCUAUAUGCCUUCAAAGAGCAACUGAGUUGCUUUUCUCAAUAUGGUCAUCUCCGCCUCUGCAUUAAAGCGAACUGCCUCUGUUUGUUCUGCCCACUUUGAAGCCUGGGAUCUAACCACUAUGGUAUUACUGGAUGGGCAGUUAAAUAAUAAGCAUAUCUUUCCCCCCUUAGCUGUGGGUCUCUGCUGCGUACAAAUUGAGCUUCUCUCUCUCUCUCUGAUGCUCUCAGUUUGAUCUCCUUGCCAUUUUUGCAAUGGAUUUGCUAAAUUGUUCCUGCUGAAAUGUGUCUCUUGUUUGGCAUGCACACAAGGGCAGGGAUAGAAUUUAAAUAGCAAAAUUUCAAAUGCAUCCACAGCUCAGAUGGCUGCCUUGACAGAAAUUGCUAGUCCUACUGUGAAAUCCAUAAGAAAGGACAUUGUAAUGGGUAAAUAGGGCUCGGUACAUCUGAAGACUAUGAAAUCAUCCACAGCCAUUGGAAUAACCCAGCAUCUCAAAGCCAAGACACAAUUUUCAGGCUGCUGUUUAAGAAUUUGUUUAGACUAUUUACCGUGCACAUAGGACACAUGGAAGCAAAGAAAAGCAGGCUCUGGGCUUAAUAUAAAUUAUUGCCUGCAUGCCAGGCACACCUUUCUCUUUUACCCCCUCCCCUCCGCAGAGCUUCUCCUAAUGAUUUCUCUUGUAAAAUGCAGACACUUGCUUUAAAUUCUUUUGAAAGACUUACACACUCUAUGUUUUCUCUGCAGGCAGCGUCAUGUAAAUGUAGCUAUGCUAGAUGAAUGCUAAAGAAUGCUUAAUAAUAAUAGUAAUAAUAAUGCCUAGCACCUCUGCUGCUAAAAAGGUCACUUAAGGUAAUCUUGGAACUGGAAGCCUUGCGGUACUUGAAAGAAUUAACAUGUUAAGUUAUGCAUUUUUGAACAGAUUCCAUUUUGGCCUGCCCCAAAUAAAUCUUCCCCCCACUCCUCCCAAAUAUCCUUAGCUGUUGCUCUUCAAUCUUAGGUGCACAGUAGGCAUUUUAGAUUUGAAAGAUUUGGCUGUCUUUCACUGCCCCUCUUUGUCUAUAUGCAUGCAAGAAAAAAUGCAUGGCUUGAGGGUAUGGAGCAGAGGCCAAGCAGACAAGCACAGGAGUAGACUAUUUUGCACCCUUUUGCAAACCCACUGUAGGAUAAUGUUCAUUUGGUGGAUGGAGGAUCCUGCCUUAAGAGACACAAUUGCCUCAGGUUGGAUUUGUGUGCCUUUCCAAUGCUGAGUGUGAUUCUGCAGGAUGCUGUUACGGGGCUGAACUUGUCACUUUCAAAUGUCAAUGAUAUUUUUCCAGGGCUGGCUUUUUAUUGAUCCCUACAUUGAUCUCUGGGAUUUGGUGACUGAUUCCCCUUCAUAAAGAUAAUAAGCCACUGAGAGUCUGAGGCGCUUUAAAGGUUAAAGUUAUUGUGGCCCAAGUUUUCAUAGACUGGAACCUACCUCUCAGCAGACAGUGGCAGAGCUGGCAGGAACAGAAUAAAAAGUUGGGUGGACCAAGAGGUGAUUCUUACAUCCAGUGGGUUACAUUCCAGCAAUGUAGAAACCAGAGGUCCCAGCACACACAAACAUACCACACCCACACACACCACAUCUCUCCAUCCAGGCAGGCAAGAGGCAUGAUCACAGUCAAAGGAUAUAUUCCAGCCAGUCAAAAGGACAUGACGAUGUCACAGCAGAGGGCCAUCCCACAGAGGGGUCUGGCCUAAGCAAGGGAUAUGGCCUUGGAGAGACCUGAGGGCCAGUUAGAGAUGUCUGGAUGGUCAUGUUUGUUUCCCCAUCCCUGAUUUCAUAGAAUUGUAGAGUUGGAAGGGACCCCAACCCCCUGCAAUGCAGGACUUAAUGCAUCUAACAAAACGGGAACUUGCCUAUAAAAGCUCAUGUGAUGAUAAAUAAGGUUAGCUUUUCUUUUUAAAAAAUCCUUUUACUCAGUUGUUUUCCUGCCGUUCCUCCAAGAAGCUGCAGGCACUCUACAUGGUUCUCGCCUCCUUUUUUCAUCACAACAACCCUGUGAGGUAAAUGAGGCUGAGAGAUGGUAACUGGUCCAAAGUCACCCAGUGAUCUUCGUGACUGAGAGAGAGUUUGAGCUUGGACCUUCCUGGUUCUAGUCCAGUUCUCCAACCACAUAAUCAUGCUGACACCACAGUACUCUGUCGGGGCAAAUAAUCUUAACUUCACAUACAUACUUAUAGGGUCUGAACUGGCUGUGGUUCUUGGUGAAUAUCUCUAUGAAAAUGUUGAACCUGUGUGCGGCAGCCAUGAAAAUGGCAAAGGGAUUGAAAAUAAAGACUGCCAGUACACAUUUCGUGUACUGAAAUUCAUGUCAGAAUGCAACCAUAUGCUUGCUUAAAUAACUUUGAUAUGAUUUUCCUACAUAAACAUUUUGGCUUGUCUCCUCCCUCCCCGCCCCUCCAUUUGCUUCCAGAAUUGUUGACUUCUGAAAAUUACAUGUUUCAGUCAGCUCACUCCUAUGGAAUGUUUUCUUCUCCCCACAAAAUGAAAUAAAAACGUUUGGGGAAUCGGUUAUCUUAUGAGGAACAGGUCUGCAAAAUCUUGUUAGAUGUCUUCUGAAUGCUGAAUAGGAAUGGUCGACUUAUCCUCUCUAUUCCUGCAAACUCUCAGUGCAUCUUUUUCAAUGCAGAGCAACUUCACCUGCAAGGAAAGCCCAUUCAUGCAAGAGCUCUGUGUAUGCACUGGAAUGCACAGGAGGUUCUGGAUCAGAGAUAAUUCCUUAGAUUACCAGAUAUCUGUCUAAUGCAUUUUCCUUUGUUCCCAGGUGACAAGGUAGAUUUGAGAAGAUCUGCUCUCAUCUGAUAUGCAUCUGUGUUGACAUGGCUGGCACUGCAGAAAUGGCACAACGUGGCUUUUCUCCAGGUGCAAGAUAUUCCUUCUAUGUUCUGAAGACCUGGAAACAGAAGGACCUCAUUGGCACAGGAUAGGAUGCAACUGUGGUAUAGGAUGCCUAUUUUUCAUGGGCACUUUAUUGUUCUUCCUCGUGUACACCUGCCAAGGAAGUGGUGCUGCAGUUUGCUCCCUCCUGGAAGAACAGCACCAAGGAUUACAGGAAAGGGGUGACGUACCUGUCUGGGCAGAGAUCUUGGGAAAUUUCCCUUGUUUUUGAAGAUAAAAUACUGCAUCAACCACUGAUUCAGUGCAGCCUCUAAGGUAUUUAACCAUCAGCUGCUACUAAGUCUACAAUUAUGGGUCUUGAAUGCAGUUACAAGAACUGCUCCACAUUCUCCUUCCAUACCAUGGAUAUACCUGCAAAAGAGAAGAACGUAUUUCUUCCCCUAGUGCUCAAUUAAAUAUUGGAGUUGCAUAGAAUCUGUUGAUAACUACAAAGUGGGGGAAAGCAAUUUUCCUUCCUUUGAAUUCUCCUGUGUCUGUAGGCUGGCUCUGACGAUCGCUAAAGAGAAUCAAGGUGUCGAGUUGGUGUCAAGUUCACAAUUCAAAAUAAAAUUCGUGUUUUUACAAAAUCUUCCCAAUUCAUGUUUUUGUCGCUUUCAUAGAAGGCAGGCUUUGAGUUCUGGAAACAAGGAACCAAAUUAUAAUCUUGUGUUGUGAAACUAGAGGAACUCCAAGAAAGACCAUGCAGUUGCUCCAACAUUUACCCAGUUACCAGCUUCAGAUUCUAUACCUGGACGGAUGGAAGAAUCUACAGUACAGGCAGAAGUUCAUUAUACUUUGUUGGAAGCACAAGAGAUGAGAACAAGUAUUCAUAAUGCUUUCUCUUUCUUUUUCAUGAGUCACCAAAAAUGUUCUCUCCUGGUCUUUCCCUCUCCUGUUCAGUAAUUAAUCAGGCUUAUACUCUCAUCUCUUCUGUUCCUUCAAAGUCACACAAAUUACUGUUAUUGUCAGAAUUCUAUUGCAAAUAUUAGAAAUUGCGAGGGGGGAAGGUGUGUUCUUCUCUUUGCUAUGUUGUGUCUGCUACAGUCUUAAAUUUUACUCAGAGAACUGAGAGAGCUUAGUUACAUUUAGUAUUAAAUAAAGACUUGUACUUGGCAACUGUAAUGAGUGCAGAUCCCUCUCAGGGACCAAUUGAUUGCUCUUAUACCUCCUCACAAGAAAAUAUUAUGAGAACUAAGUUAAACUUCCCAGCUUAUGAUGCCAUUGCUGCUUCUGCUGAUAUAAAUGGAGGAGAGGAUCCACUUUAAUUCAGUGGGAUUUGACAAGGUUUUAGGAAAGGGUAGGAGAAGACAAUAGACAGAGAGAAACGACAUAGCUUUGGUGAAGUUCUUUCAUUGUUUCUGGAUGCACAGGACAUCUAAACCCCAAAGUGGAAAUGCUUAUUCAAAGCUUACUUAGCAUUUUUCAUAGCAAAUUAGAACAACAGGCAUAUAACAGAAAGGAUAGAGUUUCUUAAAGACAAGUCAUUGCUGAUCUUUCCUAUUGGAAUGUUGAGAUCCGCUCCCAGCUAAUUGGCAUCCAUAAACAUGUUCCAUGUCUGUGUCUCAUUAUGUCUACCUUGAUCAUGAAGGUUUAUUGGUUUGACUUGGGGGAGGGUGGUGGCUGAGGCUGAGAAUGAUUGCUUACCCUUGCUAAGUAUAACCCAAAGUGAACACCUGACUCCAACUCAACCAAGAUGGAUGUCAGGAGCUCCCGGAGAGAAUGGGCAAACAGCUGCACCUUCAAAACUCUGCCUUGACCUGUCCAACUUGGCACUGGCCUGGCCUCCAUGCUGUGACUGUAUGACCUGCUGACUUUGUUAUCUAAACGUUUUUUUGUAACAGACAAUGUUAUACCUGCUUCGGAUGCGAUGUAAAUACCAGGCUGUGAAAUAUUAAAGUUCGUUUUAAUCUCUGCA
Podarcis lilfordi (Lilford's wall lizard) is the source of this 86416-nucleotide messenger RNA. NCBI's taxonomy places the organism in Eukaryota, Metazoa, Chordata, Lepidosauria, Squamata, Lacertidae. The record is from the annotation of a GenBank genome assembly.